AUGCAAUGCCGCGCACGCGCAUUAGGUCUCCCCAGCCGGAUAACGUCGGCAGGGGGAGGAGAGUGAGCGGACCCUGAACCAGCGCGGAGAGACAUCGGCGUUGGAUACAGGUAAGUCAUUAAAAGGGUUUUAACCCCUUUAGCAACUUGGGGUGGGAGGGAGAGGGGACCUGUUAUUGUCUACUUGCACUUUUUCUCACAUUUAACUUUUUAACAAGUGUGCAGUAAAACGUGUAUAAUGCAAAAACUUAUAUAUCACUGUAAUUACUAUAACUGCAGUUUCGUUUUAACUCGUUCAGUACUGAUAUAUCAUCAAGUUAUUGGUCCUGAUGGCGUUUAUUCACUUUGUCCACAUAAAGUGACAGCUAUGUCUGCAGCCCUUGUUGCAGGGAGGAUGUUAUUUGUUGUAACACAGGAAGAAUCUCUCUACAAUCAUACACUGCACAUGGGACUGUGGAGCUUGAGUCUUAUCUACACCAGGCAACAGUAACACUGGGGUGAUGUAUGUAGUCAUUUGUAAUUUAGUGUCACAUAAAUAUGAACGGGGAAUCAGCUGCCUGAUUAAAAAAAAAGGCACAAUUAGAAUUUAGAUCUUUAGCAAUGCUAAUCUUUGUUACUACAGCUUCUGUGGGUUAGGUUUCUUCCAUGGGAAACGUAGUCACUGCAGCACAGACGAAUUGUAUAUAACAAAUGUUUUUGAAAUAUGUUCAUAAUUUUUAUAAUGAAAAUAAAAAUGAUAUAACUUGAUUUAUCUGACCUGCAUCCUGAGAGAGAGUGUGUGUUUUUCAUCGAGCAGGACAGCAUUCGUUUUAAGGCAGCCCUGCAUGUAAACAUUUUAAGAGAGGUCUAUUCUCCCUACCUUAAUAAAACGAUAAUUAUAAUGAAUUGACAAUGAAUAAUAAUAGGCUGUUGAGAUUCUCCACUUUUUGGAUGUUGUGUGGUUUCUUCCUCACAUCCACAGCCAAGCUAUGUUAUCUUUAGAGUUGUGUAUAUGUAUUUAUUUUUAACAUUUUAUUAAAAGAUGCAAUUACAGAAAAAAAUAAUGUAUUGUACACUGAUAUGAUAUAAGGUGUUUUCAUGAUUUGUAUCACAUAUAUUCCCCAGCAUUUGUGUCCCACACUUGCUGGGGGUGGCAUAUGAAUGGACUGACAGUGUAAAGACAGCAUGUCAUGGCAGAAGAUUGCUCAGCUUGUCCCCUAGCAGGGCCAGUUGUAUUGUGUGAAUAAUGAGAGGAAGGAUAGAUCAGUGUGUGUGUCACAUUAUUGCAGAGAUAAUAACACCGUAGGCUAAACCUAUUCCCACCAUACUGUGUCAAUUUUUCUUUACACUGAAAGACAGCCUAUAUUUUGUAUUUACAGUAAAUAGAUCUUUUUUUUCAAUCAGUGCCAAUCUUUGCCACAUAAUUCUAACAUGAUUGUAAUUUCAUUUUAUCAAGAAUUCAGUGAACGCUGGUGCCGAGAACUCAGUCAUUGUGUUCUGGGUAAAGAAUGGGUUCAGUAGGCACCUUAUCCGUAUCUUAUGUCAUUAAAGCACAUUAGGCUGGGGGGGGGCGUGGCUAACCGCCGAGAGGAAUGGACGUGUAACCCGUUCACUCCGGCAACACGGGUCGCAAUCUGACUCCAUCUAACGCAACACGGCGGCACAACUGCUUAAAAAACGAAGAUGGCACAGCAGAGAGGCAAGAAGUUUGCACACAAAGCGGAAAAAAUCAAUUUCUUUGGACACAAGUCGCACCAGGAACCGGAGGAGGCUCGGGCCUGGUCGCAAGAUGGCGGCUCCGCUACUGACAGCCCUGAGAACACAGCAGCAUUGCAGGAAAGUGAUCCUGACAUACUCACCAAGAGCUAUUUACAACAAGCUCUGGACACCCUGUCAAGCAAGCUAAUUACAUCGUGGCAACAUACAGCGGAUUCGCUGAGGAAGGACAUGCAAGAAUUAGGCAAGCGCACCUCCCACAUGGAGAACAAGAUGGCAGAAUUUGCUACAGCACACAAUGACAUAGCUUCUCAUGUGGAACAACUGGAACAAAAAUUACUGGCGGCGGAAAAUAAAAUAACUGACCUAGAGGAUCGCGCACGCAGGAAUAACCUGCGCAUUAGAGGGAUCCCGGAGGAUGUUGUGCCGGAGAACCUGCAGGCAUAUGUCAGAGGCGUGUUUAACGCUUAUGCUCCAGACAUACCAACCGACAUGUUACUCGUGGACCGAAUACACCGUCUGCCUAGACCACGGUUUCUACCAGAAACUGCACCGCGGGAUGUACUACUGCGAAUGCAUUAUUAUCAUAUCAAAGAGCUUAUACUCAAGUCAAGCAGAAAUAAAGCGACACCACUAGAAGGUUACCCAAAUCUGCUGAUUUUUGCAGAUCUAUCGGCGUCUACUCUUCGCAGAAGGAAAGAGUUCGCUCAGGUCGCCAACUCCGUGAGGGCUCAUGGCCUCAGAUUCCGAUGGGGCUUCCCUACCAAAAUGUUGGUGACGAAAGAUAACACCACCCAGGUUAUCACAUCACCUGAAGAUGGACUCCGUAAACUACAAUCCUGGGGAUUUAUGCACCAAAGACCGGAACCCCACACCCCACCUGCCAGGCGCAUCCCACUGGACUGGCACAAAGCAUGAACUGCUGGACAUACGCAAGUAUAAAUCUGCUUAUGCCUAGGCGCUUGCAAUGGACUCGAGGGCUGGGAAAAAUAUCCCAAGGUCUAUAUAUACUAAACAAAAAAAAAAAACAAAAAAAAAAAUGUUCAGGUUAACACGGAUUGGUUAUAACAAGUUAAAUUACCUAGCUCCUUAAGGUUACUUAAGCUGGCAAGCAAUACCUCCCCAUCAUUUAAUGGAAGUAUGGGGCUGAACAGAUCCCCCCUAGCAACCUGUAGCUUACGGGAGAGGCGAUGAGUUGCAGAGGACACACACAUUCUCUCCGUGUGCCUCAUCAAGAGCAUAAUGUGAGGGCAACACUGUUACACUGCUUAGUGAAAAAAAAAAAACACAAGCAUUGCUUAUAAUCAAUAGAUACUCAUUACCUCAACGAGCUCUCCCAGCUACUAGGGAGUAAGAUGCUGCCCUACUGGAUGCACUUACCAGCUGCUGAUUAUGAUGAAUAUAAGUGUAUAUAUAUAUAUGUAUUUACUAAUAUGCCGGACAAAAAUCUCUCCUAGUCCCAUUACCAUUUAUCCCUCUUCUCAAUAUAAUUGUACACACACCAAGAGCCUAUACGAUUCUUAGUACUUACUGCAUAGGUGGCCCGGUGCGACCGACCGUCUCCAAAGGUUAAGAGACAGCGGAAGACCCAUAGCCAUGACACGGAAACAUGCUAGUUUCCACCCCCACGGUACUUACCACCAGUACCAAGACACAUUUAUGUAUAUACUUUGUUUUUGUUUCUACCCGGUUUACACCUCCCCAAGUUUUUGACCCUAGUCCCGCAAAGAGAAGAAAGUCCAAGCCACUACCCAUACCAGCUAAGAUCACUAUUACCCACACAGGGGCACUCUUGCCUGAUAUAUGCACAAAUAACAAACACACCCGACUAGAAAAUACAAUCAGAAGUAAAUUAAAAACUCAGCGUCCAACCCAUAUAAUAGUACACUAUGAAAAUAUACUCACAUAACGUACGGGGACUGAACACCCCUCAUAAACGCAGAGUUCUGUUAGAGGAAACUAAGAGGGCUAAAGUAGAUAUUAUGUGCCUUCAGGAAACGCACUUUGUGCGGGGGAGAAUGGCAGAAUUUGGGAAACAAGACUAUCCAACGCAGUAUCAUACGACCUAUUCUUCCAAAACAAGGGGAGUGUCCUUUUUGUUUCACAAAUCGCUUACCUUUGAACUGCUAAAUAUUAAAACAGACGCACAAGGUCGGUACUUAAUACUCCACUGUCAAAUCAACAGAGCCAUAUAUACCUUAGUAGGCAUAUACAACCCUAACUCUAACCAGCGCAAUUUUUUGCAUAAAGUGCUGAGCAAAUUACCCCAUGAGCACAGAGCCGGCAUCAUAAUAUGUGGCGACAUGAAUCAUAUUCUCCAACCGACUAUAGACACGACAGUGUCGCCUAAUAUAGAUCCUUAAUACCACAAUGCAAAGCCAUCACCAAGCUCUUACUUGACCACAAUUUAUAUGACAUAUGGCGAACAAAUCACCCGAGUGACAAAAGUUACACUUUCCACUCCAAGGUGCACGGAACCCACUCCAGAAUAGACGUCAUAUUGGCGUCACGAGAUUUGGUGCCCUCCACAACACAGAGUAGCAUAGGGGACAUAGUGUGGUCGGACCACGCUCCGGUAACCCUCAUAACCCAGGAUGCUUACAAGCACAGAGGGAAAGCCCCGUGGCGAUUAAAUGACACCCUCCUAUACAACGACACCUUUCAAAAGGAAUUGGGGACUGAGAUAGAUAGAUAUUUCCAACUUAACAACCAACCUGACACAUCACCUACUACAUCUUGGCAGGCACAUAAGGCAGUGAUUAGAGGCCAGCUCAUUAGCAGAGCGUCCUUCCUAAACAGGACCUCUCAACAGGCGCGCCUCACACUACUGACCAAACUGCGUGACCUAAAAGCAGCCCAGUUGCUACACCCCACCCCCGACCUCGACAUUGAAAUAGAACAAACUACAAAUCAAUUAAAUGAUCUCCUACUUCAAAAAACAGCGCGCACUCUACAAACACUCAAACUGAAGCAUUACACCCAGGGAAACAGAGCGGGGAAAAAAUUAGCAUCUUUACUGAGGCAUCACCAAGCCCACGCCAAAAUACCAUAUUUACUCACUAGCACAGGAGAGAAAAUAUACAACCCCAUAGACAUUAAUGAAGAAACAGCAGCCUACUACCAAAACCUGUACAACCUAACAAAAGAUCCCCAAACACAUCAGCCAACACAAGUGGAAAUGGAUAACUUCCUCUCGCAGAUAAAAUUGCCAAAAUUAACACAACAACAGCAGGACUCCCUGAUAGAACCGAUCACACUGACAGAGUUACAGCAAACGAUUCGCUCACUCCCUUCGGGGAAGUCACCAGGGCCAGAUGGCUUCACGAACACUUACUACAAAGUUUUUUCGAACAUCCUGAGCCCCUACCUAGUACACACACUGAAUCAUAUUGUACACACAGGGAAGAUGCCAGUGGAAAUGCUAUUAGCACACAUAGCCACGCUACCAAAGCCAGGGAAACCACCCACGCAACCUAAAAAUUUAAGACCUAUUUCACUGUUAAACACAGAUACGAAACUAUUAGCCAAAAUAUACGCCAAUCGGGUAGCGGCCAUAAUCCCCUUUAUUACACACCCGGACCAAGUGGGAUUUGUAAGGGGGCGACAGGGGUCUGACGGGACUAGGAAGCUCCACAGCCUCCUCUAUAAUGGGACGCCUCUUGGAGAGCCCAGGGUCUUUAUGUCCCUGGACGCCGAGAAGGCGUUCGACAGACUACACUGGAACUUCCUGAGAACUGUCCUACAAAAAUUUGCAUUCCCACAACAAUUUCUAUCCCUACUCUUAGCACUAUACUCCAAGCCAUCAGCACAGGUGGCGAACGGUGGGUUCGUAUCCAAGCCGUUCCUUAUCACAAAUGGAACACGGCAAGGAUGCCCGCUCUCCCCGGCCUUAUACAUCCUUGCGUUAGAGCCAUUAGCCCAGGCAAUACGGGAUAACAACCAAAUCAGAGGUGUGGAAAUUAAAAAUAAAACAUACAAAAUAACGAUGUUUGCAGAUGACGUAAUGCUCUCCCUGUCUGACCCACUCACCUCUAUCUCAGAACUCCAGAAUCUGCUGCAACAGUACAGCAAUUGCUCAUAUUACAAAUUAAACAGUUCUAAAACGCAAGCAAUGAGUCUGCAUGCACCUGCAUUGCUGUAUACAGCCUUGCAACAGAAAUACCAUUAUGAAUGGAGACAAGACCACCUAACUUUCUUGGGUAUAAAAUUCACGAGACUAGAAAGGAACUUACAUCGGGAAAAUUACGGCAAACUCCUCACAUCCAUAAAACAGCAGCUAACGAAUUGGAAAGGGAAAUACAUAUCAUGGAUAGGUAGAAUAGCAGCAGUCAAAAUGAAAAUUCUCCCGAGACUGCAAUACAUGUUCCGUACGUUACAGAUUAGGCUCUCAAAACCAUUCCUACACGACGCACAAAAAUUGAUUAACACCUUUGUCUGGUCCCAUAAGAAACCCAGAAUAGCGGCAAAAAUCAUGUACCUCACAUAUAAAGGAGGGGGAAUGGGAUUACCACACAUAGCCACGUACUACAGAUCAGCUAUACUCGCACCGUUGGUCAACGAACUACACCAACAUGACAAACCAUCCCCUUGGGUAACGGUAGAGGCUGACCUAACUGGGGGGCAAAAAAUAACGCACCUAGCCUGGACACCGCCACAACUUAGAAAAAAAUAUAAAGAUAUGUCACCACUCACAGCUACAACAUUACGAGAAUGGGACAGAUUUAAUAAGGAACAAGGUUUUGAUGGGGGGCUCUCACCAGCCUUCCUCCUAGAUUCAUUUUAUGGACUGAUACCUUCAUUGAACAUAACGUCCUGGAGCAAUAGAGGUCUAAUAUACUUGCAUCAGUUGUUUGAUCAGGGAGAGAUCAUCCCCUUCAACCGACUGCAAAAUAAAUACCAAUUACCCAAUGCAGCAGCAUUUGCGCACAGACAGAUAAGCUCAUGGCUGCAGACAAAUAGAAAAGUACUGCCUGCAGCAAACAGGUGGAACACUUUCAAUGCAUUAGAAAGUCUCUGCACACAGACGAAGAGGCCACUCAAGCUAAUCUCUAUACUGUACAAUCGCCAUUAUAGUGUACCAGACCCGCAUACACUACAGUUUGUUAAAGCAUGGGAAGUUGAACUAGGAAAACAGUUAACAAAAGAGCAGUGGUCAUAUAUAUUGUGUGAGAAUAAAAAACUUACACUUAGCACAACCCAUCUGGAACUAGCCAGGAAAUUAUUAUAUCGCUGGUACUUAGUACCAACCCGACUGAAACAUAUGAUACCUAAGAAUACAGGACUGUGCUGGAGAUGCAAUAAAGCUCAAGGUUCCAUGCUACACAUUUGGUGGGAAUGCCCAAUCCUGACACCAUUGUGGACGGAAACACAGACCCUAAUUAAAAACAUUACAGGUGUAGCUCUCGCACACCCCCCCGAACAUUACCUCCUACAGUAUAUACCACCACGCCAUACAAAAUCAUCCCGAUACUUAAUAUAUCACAUUAUCUCGGCAGUUCUGUUGCAUAUCAGCAAACACUGGCAAAAGCAGACGAUCCCCAACAUACAGAGCUGCAUAACCCACAUUGAAACCAUAAAGAAGUAUGAGAUAAUGGCCAGGUCCAACAAUCCCCCCAAAAAAUUUUGGAAGGAGGCGUGGGAAAAAUGGGACACACGCCAACAGAUGCAGUGACAACUUAAACACUCUAAACACCUUUAUGUGGUAGCUCACAAGUCAAUGCUUUAAGGAAAGAGCACUAAGCAAACCUUCCUAAACCUUCUUUAACAUCACUCUUGACCAUAUGGAAGCCUGCACACACUACCCUCUCCUACUUAAGCUAGUUGCGUACACCGGUGCAAUUUAUUAAGGCCAACGAACAGGCCUAAAAGCUGGACUAAGCUAAGGGACCAAUACCUGCCCCCCUCCCCUCCUCUACCCCUCUUUUUUUUUAUACCCAGGUUAUGCCCCAAGUUUAUAUUCCCCUGUUCACUGGAAUAGUAGCUAGGUGUCAGGGAAGAUACGGGUUACUUUUACAACUGAGCAAUAACCGACACUGGUACAGCGAAGAGAAAACUCCUACCAUCACGACUAAUGGUCAAGAAGGAGAGCUACACAAUUAUGGGCACGACAGCAAUGCCAGGAUACUCUGUUUAAUGACAAUUUGUUUAACGAUGUACCUAUUAUACCACUAUUAUAUGUAUGCUUCAAACUGGCUCUCAUCAAGGCACAGAUAUGAUAGCUCAUUGUCAAUACAUGUUGCUCAAAAGUUGUACUCUCUAUGUUGUACUCAUGAAUGUAACUCGCAUACCGUGUAUACCUGUAAUACGACUGUGAAAUCUUAUAAAAUGCAAAUAAAAAAUAAAAAAAAUUAAAAAAAAAGCACAUUAGGCUGGAUAAUGGUUAAAUGAAAAGGGGCCACUGAUUGCGUAGCAUUUCUGAAAAGUCAUAUAGUAGUACCCUGUAAAGAUGGACAUAGACCAAAAGAUGCACACAAAUAAAAGUUGGCUGAGAACUUACUAAAAGCGUAGGUCCUGAGACAUGAUGUGUAUAAUAUAAUGCAAGAUAUGACUAGGUAUGCAUAUGUGUGCCUUGCAUUUUGAUAAGAAGAUGGCACAGCCAAUCAUUAGAAAAGGCAACAGGGAUUAAAUUGGUUUUGUAUUUACCUGCUGCUUUAAACAUAGAAAUGUAAAUGUCUUUUUCUGUGACAAGUCACUUUUUAGGCUGCAAAAAUCUAUACUAAUUAUAACCGCUAUUUGGUAUGAUUAUAAAACAUCCCAAACCCCUGACACAAUUGAUAUGUUUAUAAAAUAUAUUCAUCUUUUAUUAAAAGUAAGCAGCAUAUCUUUGGUUUAGAGCAUUAGUUCCCAAACUUUUUAGGACAGCCACUAGAGGAGGACUUAACUCUGCAAGGUAAUUAUUGCAGUUUAUAAAAGCUGCAAUAAUUACACUUGCAGGUUUAAGGAUGAUGGGAGUUAGCACCCAGACCACUCGAAGUCAAAACAAUUUUCUAGGUUGUAUGUGUGUGUGUGUGUGUGUAUGGUGGAGCAGUGUGUGUGUAUGUAUGUGUGUGUGUAUGUGUGUAUAUAUAUAUAUAUAUAUAUAUAUAUAUAUAUAUAUAUAUAUAUAUAUAUAUAUAUAUAUAUAUAUAUAUAUAUAAUGGAGUUAUUGUGUGGUGUGGGGGUAGGAGGGCAAAUUAAUAAAUUAUAUACUUUAUUUUUUUUAAAUUAAAAAUAAAAAUGAUAUCCCCCCUCCCUACUUACCUUUGCCUGGGAGGAGGGACAUUUCCUGCAAUUCCUGGUUGUCCACUGGGGAUGCCUUGGUCUCUUAUCUUGUGUCUUCCAUAUCACGAGACCAACUGGACUACUAUAAACAGAGAAGAGACCCCAUCACCAAAAGCACCUUAAAAGACAUCUAUUGCCACAGUGCAACUUCUAAAUCCUUUUGGACUAUUUUCUAUAUUUUAUUUUAUUUUGCACUUUUAUAUAAGUCUUAUUUAUAUGCCUUUUUACUAUCCGCAGUCCACAUUGAUACAUUUUGGCACAGCCUUGCAUUACUGUUGUGUUAAAACACAGUCUUUCCACUCUGUAAUUGCCUUUUCUUUUUACUAUAACAUUUCCCCCCAUCUUGCUUACCUCCUUGGCAGGAAGGGGACAAGGAUACAUACCCUGGUGGAGUCCAUGGUGGUUCAAUGGGCUCCUAGAGCUGCCAAAGGAUUUCCAGCUGUGAUGUGACGCCACCUUCAAGUGGUGCCUAAGGCAUGUGCUAUGCGUGCCGUACCCCUAGGUACACCACUACUUCUACCUGCUUUGCUGCAGUUGUGGCACAUCUUGUUAUAUAAAAGUAAUACUGCAUAAUAGGAAGAACUUAUGGAUAAUUCUGUAUGAUGUCAGAAAAACCUGCAACCAAUGAGAUAAAGUGUUCUUGUUGAAUCUGUUAGUUGUCAAUGUCUCCCAGGUUAAAUUGUUACUCCAAGUACCAUGAUCAUUUCCAUGACUUGAAAAUGCACUUUACUGCCUGUGUAACUCCACUUGCAGCUUCCUUUCUGAGCCCUGUACAAAAGUUCCAGGCUGACUAAUGCUAUCAGGUGUUUGUUGUCUGCACAUGUAGCAUGCUAGCGACAGAUGUUUUUUUUUUUUUUUUUAUGCUUUCUUCUUUUUCAUCACAGCGACUAUGCCAGCACCGCAAGGCUUAGUUCAGAAAAACUAACGGAAACAGUUUGUGUAGGCAGAGAGAGACUUUCUGUGCUGUAGUGGUCCUGGUGCACUAUAGUGGUUGUGGUGCUUGGAUUAUUCCUUUUAAGGGGCUAGAAAAAACUAUUUUAAAUACAAUUCUAUAAUCUGACAUAUGAAACAUUACACAAUUAAACAUGUUAGUCUCUAUUAACAUUCUGUAAGAAUUUCACACUUUUUAAAAUAUAUUUAUUUUAUUUUUUAUCAACACAAAUAUUUUCCCUUAUUUCAAAGAAUAAUUGAGAGAAUAAGAAUAAAAGAGAUUACACUAGCCAAAAGUGCUGCAAUGUUAAACAUUGUAGUUCCAGAGAAACUGCAAUGUUUACAUUGCAGCUCUGUCUGCCUCCAGUGGCUGUUUAUCAGCGACCCACUAGAACAGGGGUUUUCAACGUUAGUCCUCAGGACCCCCUACCAGUCCAGGGUUUAGGGAUUACCUGGGUGUGUCUAAGGUGUUUAGAAAAAAAAAAAAAAAAACACCUUAGAGUCUAAGGUGUUUUUUUCCCCCCUUUUUCUAAACACCUUAGACACACCCAGGUAAUCCCCAAAUCCUGGACUGGUAGGGGGUCCCGAGGACUGGGUUGAGAACCCCUGCACUAGAAGGCUUCCUGAAUCAAAACGGAUUUUUGGUCGAGUAUCUGGCACUAAACAUCCUCACGCUCUGCAUGAGGACAUUCAGCGUCAGAUUUUUUAUUUGCCGCACAUGCACAUUAGUGGCCACUCGUCGGAGGGGGCAGAGAGUCACCCCAGCGCCGAGAGACGUCGGUGCUGGGAUUAGAUAAGUAAAUAAAGGGUUUUUAACCCUUUAUUUAUCAGGGAGGAGGGGAGCGAGGGAAGGGGGAGUGAUAGUGCCAGGAAUACAGCUUUGUAUUUCUGGCACUAUAGUAUCCCUUUAAGUUAGCUUGUAUAGUUUAAAUGGACAAGUACAUGUAGCUCAAUGAGCUAUUGAUGACUAGGGCAUGUCCUAUAUUUGAGUGUCUUCCCUUCUUUACAUUUUAUAAAUCCCUAGGAAUAGAACUAUACCAUUUUAUAAACUGUUUGCAUAUCAUGUAGACCCCAAACUAUUUUACCCCAAAACUUCUUUGCCUAGAGAGGAAGAAAACAAAGUAAAAUAAAUAAAAUCGAUUUUAGAAAACAAAGUUUGGACUGUGCAUCUUUUUGUUUUAUUUUUUUUAAUUUUAGAUCCAAAUCUCUUAAAUUUGCAGUUGUUUUUACUAUAUUUAUGCAUUUAACUAGUUAUUUUCUCUUUGCAGUGGAUGUACCUCCAUGGAGGAAGAAGACGACUGUCCAGAGCUUGUCCCUAUAGCUAAUAUUCAACAAAGUGGUCAGUCUGGGGAUAAAAUACCAGUCACCAUCAUCACAGGUUACCUUGGUAAGUAAAAUCAAGUAUAAAGUGUGUGUAUAUAUAUAUAUAUAUAUUUUUUUUUUUUUUUUCCCUUCAUGUUAUUAUGCCUAUUAUAAUACUGACAUGUGGAGGAGAGUUAAAGGAAGACUAGAAGCACCAUAACCACUACAAGGGCUAUAGUGGGUACAAUGCCAGGAGUGCCCUAGCACCACCCCAUUGUAAGUAGUCGAACAAUUUUUAGAAGGUACACUGCUCCCUGCCCUCACUACUUCCUAUGGGGGGCUGGAAGCUAUUUUUUAAUUUUUUUUUUCUACCCAGAGGUUGUAUAGUGUUCGAAAUUAUAUUCCUGUAAAUGUAUUAAUCUAUACAUUUGCUGGCAGAUGACUAUAAUUAUUUAUUUUUAUGUAAAUAACAUUGUGUGGCCUUCCAUAUUAUUCUGAAACAAGCACAUAUUUGUUUAUUAAACCCUAGUAUACAUUAAAAAGACAAAAACAAACAUGCUGUAAACGAGACAGUUCUUAAUGAAUAGGCAUGACUACCUAUUUGCUUUUGUGUAGCAACUCUGCCCUCUAGUGGAGAAAAGGUGCAGCACUCAUAAAAAUUACCUCUCUUACCUGUUUAUUUUGUCUUCCCCUGACUAGGAUGUUAUUUAUUUAUUAUUUUAAGUCUUCUUUUCUUUUUUUCCUUUUAUUUACAUUGAGGGGCCACUUAAGGUGCAGUGGUCCUUUUAUGUUUAACCCUUCAAAGUAAAAGAUCCCCAUUUUGUAGAAAUGGUAAUAUUUACCUUGAAGAGUCAAAUACACCUCUAGAGGCUUUCAUACUGACAGCCACUAGAGGUGCUUCUGCUGUACUGACCAACUAAAACUCAAAUAACAUUGCAGUUCUUGGAUUCAGUGCUUUCCUAUGAGAAGCUCUGCACAUAUGCAUUAGGAACAAAGUACUCCUCUAUGAGAAGCAUUGAAUAGGACCAUUGCCAGAGCGGCCAUGCCAUCUCUGUGAUGAUGUGGGAGGCAGAAGUGACUAGCACCAAGGGAGUCUUUGUGCUGGAAAAGGAAAGUAAAUAGUUUUCUUCAUUUUGUUGGAAAAACUGUGUGGAUGCAGGUUUAUAUUCCUAAUACUAUAGUGUUCCUUUAACCAUGUGAAAACUGUUGAUGAAGUGUGGGGCACCAACAGGGACUUUCCAGACUGAAGACAUACUCCAUUCAAAACAACAAGCCUCCUAAGAGCCCCGAACCUGGUCCCUCUCAGAUCCCACCAUUUUACACCUGCAAUAUAUGCGUCUUGACAUAAUUGGAUGUAUACAUAAAGACACAAACACACACAAAUAUCUGUUCCUAACUAAAUAGUGUCCCUGUCCCUGCUUGUAGUAAGCCCUCCCACCAGGUACACUAAAAUGAAAAAAAAAACAAGCUUUACUUAUCUUUUUCAUUGAGAUGAAGUGGUCUGGGUGACUAUAGUGCCUUUUAAUAUUAAGAUCAUGGUUGUAUGAUGUUUCACUAUGCUUGUGUCUAUGAAUACACCAUGUAUCAAGCUUUAACAAAUGAAUGAAAAAUAUUUAUAUUUAUUUUAUACUUGAUUAUAUAUAUAUUUUAGGUGCCGGGAAAACAACCCUUUUAAACUAUAUUUUGACUGAACAACACAACAAGAGGAUUGCCGUAAUUGUCAAUGAAUUUGGAGAAGGUACUAUCAUUUUUUAGGACAUUGCUCUGCACUAAUUUAGUAAUCCAUAAAUAAGAAUCAGAUAAGAACAAGCAUUUUUUUUGCACCUAACAAGUGUGUAAAAAUUAGGCCUUUAUACAUAUAUAUGGUUACUCCUGUUAUGCCUAGCAAUUCCUUAUAGAAAUCAAGAGGAUGUACAAGGAAAUGAAUAGUACACGCAAAACUAAAAUCAGAUUAUAAAAACAAGCAUCAGUGUGACUUUAUCGUUCAUCUGCCAAUAACUUCUGUUGCUUUAUUUUGAGAAAGCAAUGGAUAUGUGAGGGUUAUAUGCUGUGUCUGUGGGCACUUGUGCUGUGAUCCUGAACUUCCUGACUUGUGUGUUUAUACAUAUAUAGUACAUAGUCAUUUUUUACAAUGUUUAGAGUUACGGUCUACAAUGUCAUGUAUUGGACUUGCUGAAGGCACUUGUUAAACGCACUUCAGGGAAACUUCCUGGUAUCACUUGUACUUACCAGUGAACUUCACCAGGGUGUGUUUAUCUUGUUACAGAGCUCAAAUAUUUUUUCAGAUCUUUAAUGUGCAUAAACACACAAAUCACUGAAUAGGUAAAAUUCUCCCAGUUAGUUAUGGAUUUAGUGUGUCUAUUUUGGCCUCAAAUUGAAAAUCCCCUUUGAAUUCCCAGUAAUUCAAAGUGAAUAGCUGUGCCAAAAUAAAUGGCUUUUCCCAGUCCUGCAAUGCAAAGUUUACAGAUUUAUGGAAAUGCUUUGGAUUACCCUAUUGGUGCUUUGUUGUCAAAACAGAACAUUCAAUAACAACCCCAAAACACGAAGUGUUACUUUUCGCUCUUUCCUACACCUAGCUGUUUAACAUGGGGUGUACUCCCCUCUGUCUGGGAAUACUAGGUCUUUUCUGCAAUUUGUAGGUUGGAAAAACAGAAGUUAGGAUUUCUGCUGUGGUGAUAUUGUAGAUAUUUAUCAAAGCUAUUUACUAAAGUGUGAAUUGUCAAGCAUUCAGAGUGAAUUCAAAGUAUAUUUCAAAUUUAAGGCCAGAUUUACCAACCUGGAAACAUAAUGUACUUCCCUUUUUACUAAUUGUAAUCGCUUUAUUAAUAUAACAAAUCUUUUUUGAUAAUUUUAGUAUUCUGUGAAUCUGUUUGAAUUCUUUGAUUUAAGUGCAGAUCACGUUUAGAGUUGGGAAAUGCUUUUUGUAUCCAUUACACAUUGGAUUAAAAUAGUUGGCAUGAUAAAAAGAUAAUGAACGCCCUCUUUUGUGCCUCACAGGAAGUGCUGUGGAGAAGUCUUUAUCAAUCAGUCAAUCUGGUGAGCUGUAUGAAGAAUGGCUGGAACUGAGGAAUGGCUGCCUAUGCUGCUCAGUAAAGUAAGGGACCUGCCACCUGUCCUUGCUCCUCAAAUCUCCCGCUGCAAAACUGGGGUGUCAGUUCACAUUUGGGAAAACACUCAUAUUGCUCUGAUUUACAGUGUUGCUGUAUCACCUUUGUCCCCACCAUGACAGCAUUCCUUAAAAUGUAUGGCUAAUGCUCCAGACAACUGUAGCAAGAAGCAUAGAUACUAUCGACAUUCAGGCUUGGUGUCGUUAGUUACAUGACUUGAACACCUUAAUUCUAUCACAAUAUAAAAAUAAAAAAAGUAUCAAUAUCAUAUUGGGGGUAAAAGCCUGCUGUAGUGAUGAGGGUGCAAUCAGUUCCUUGGUACCAUUCCAGGUUAUCCAUGUUUUCAAAGUGUAUGACACUUAACUGGGUUUUACUCGCCUUUUUUCCAGUCUCCAUUUUUGCUAUAUUUAAAUGCGGGAGUUCCUUUUCUGCAAAAGAUACAUCCAUUAUGUCCACUGGCUUUCAGACAAUGCUUUCCGUCCACAUGCAUGUAAUGCUAAAAAAAGGGCAUGUCCGUAUUAAUGCUGUCAGAAAAUGGGACUACACUGAAGAGCUCAGGGGAUCCAACAAAGGCCUUGAUAUGAAAUAGUUUAAUAUUUUUAGAUAAACUUUUAAAAUUAUUUAAUAUUUUGAAAAAUAUUGUAAUAUAUUGAAAUUUUUAUUAUAUUGAUUUUUAUAUAUAUAUAUUGAAAAAGGCUUGCAGUCACUGUCUUUUUUUCUUUUAAAAGGUUCCUUUAUUUCAUUCCUUUAAAAUACGAUCGACGUUUCAGCCAACAUCCAUGGCUUUCAUUAGGAUCAAUACAGCACCAAUAUACAUUAUAACUAACAGGCUUAUAUAGCUAAACAAACUAAUAAAUCACUCACCACCUGUAUUGCUAUCACUCCUCCUCUGCAUCUCUCAAUUGCAUCUGCACAUGCGCAAGCAUGCCGCUACCUGGAAGUAGCAUACUGACGUAACCAUUCGUUGCCAGGGUUACCCGAUGCUCAUCCAGGCUCCCUGGCAACCUGAUAAACAAAGUCAGUCUGUGCGCCGGUCAUUUAACUUACAUGCAGCCACACAAAUCAAACAUACCUAAUCAUGAGGACAUUUAAAACUUUAAAAACACAACCAUUGCUAUUAACUAAGUAGAGGUCUUUCCUGUUCAAGAUUCUUCCUUGUUUCAUGAUUUCAGACCAAAACUCAAAAACCUGUAGCAGAUAUACAUAUUUCCAAGUCAUUCUAAAAACUUAUUCUGCCGAUGUCUUUUUAGCCAUAUUUAAAGUGACAUUUCCAUUUCUUGCACUUAAAUGCUAUACUGUGUAUUUUAUUGUAAAGUGACUUUGUGUUUCUUAUGUACAAUAAAGUGCAAAGUGACUCCCAUUCUAUAUUUACAUAAGUACAGUAAAAGUACUGUUUUUUUCUUAAAGUGAUGCUCUUGCUUUUAUAUACAUUAAAGUGCUGAAAAGUGAUUUGUGUGUACAAUAAAGUGCUUUUUUAUCUCUUAAAGUGACACCAUUGCUUAUUAUUUAUAUAUACAUUAAAGUGCUUUACUAUAUUUUUAAAGUGACCCGUUUACUGUUAUAUACAUGAAAGUGCUAAAACUGUUGUAUCUACCCUUAUUAAUUGUUCUAUUCAUACUUAAUUUAGCUAUCUUCCUCUUUGUAUAUCCAUGCUAGAAUAUUUUUAAAGUGAAACGGGUGCACUUAUUUACAUUAAAGUGCUAAGUAGUGAAUUAUGUUUCUAUAUACAUUAAAGUGCAUAAAAUGAUAUGUCUCUAUACAUAAUACAUAAUAUGUACUUGGAUUAAACUGUUAUUACUACAUGCAGUACCAUUCUCCAUAGGUCCAUAUAUAUAUAUCCUAAUCUAUUCUCCAACACUAGCGUUAUGAUAUAGAUAUAAAUCAUACUCAAAGUAUAACCCUCCUCUAAGUCUAGUAACAGUGUUUCUAAUAAAAUUAUCUAUAACUCUGAGGGGCCAGUUCAUUCCCGUGAAGAUUCUCAUAUAAAUGGAUGGUAUAUCAUUUCAUUUAGUCCUCUGGGUGCAACUGUACCCAAUUCCUACAUCCAAAAUUUUUCUCGUCUCAAUAAUGCAUUGCCUCUAUCUCCUCCCCUUGUGGAUCGUGGUACACAAUCUAUUGCGACAAAUUUUAACGUUGUCAGAGGGUGUUUGUACUCUAAGAAAUGUUUUGCCACCGGUUUAUCCGUAUGUCCAUCUCUAUACGCCGUCCUUAUAUUAGAUCUAUGCCCCCUGAUCUGGUCACAUAGUUGUCUCGUUUUUCCCUAUAUAGACUAAACCACAAGAGCAUGAUAUUUUGUAAAUAACAAAGGUUGUUCUGCAUGUGAUGGUGUAUCGUAUAUUAUAGAUCUUAUUUUUGUGUGGGUGAUUGAAAUUUUGUGAUGGAACCAUGUGGCCACACAUUACACACCCCCUCACUUGUGUUUUCUUUUGUUCAAAAUAACUCUCUUCCGGAUCAGUUCUCAUUAAUAUAUCCUUCAGAUUCCUAUUCCUUAGAUAACAAAUCCUCGGUGGUUCUUUAAAUUCCAUUGGUAAACUAUCAUCCUAUGCUAACAUAUUCAAAUUACUCUUCACGAUAUAGGAUAUUCCCUGUGAUUUGUUAUGAAAUGUCAUGGGAAACUAUUUUCAAUACAACACCAUGCACGGAAAUAUCAGAAACGCCUUCUGUUGUUGUCCACAGAUGCAGAGAAAGCAUUCGACCGGGUCAACUGGGAAUACAUGUUCCGAACACUACGGUGGAUGGGCUUCGGGCAGAGAGUUAUGGCUUGGAUUACAGCUCUGUAUAGCACACCGAAAGCAGCAGUCCGCGUUAAUGGGGGGCUUACUACAAGCUUUGGAAUUGCAAAUGGGACCAGACAGGGAUGUCCCCUGUCCCCACUCCUAUUUGCACUCUCCCUGGAGCCGUUCCUACAAGCUAUACGAGACAACCACGACAUCCGGGGCUACCUGUGUCAAGACGUAGAACACAAGGUGGCCGCGUAUGCGGAUGAUCUUCUAUUUUUUGUUUCCCAGCCCCGAACCACACUGCCAUGUUUACUAUCCGAGAUAGACAGGUUUGGUCGACUAUCAGGGUUUAAACUCAACUUGGCGAAAUGUGAAACAUUGAACGUCACCAUACCCGCGGAGGAAUAUAACACCCUUAGCCUACUUUUUCCGUUUCGUUGGUGUACAGGGGCUAUGAAAUAUCUCGGCAUCUGGAUCCCCAUGAAUCCCCAAGACAUCUACCAACGUAACUUCGUGACACUAUUACGAACCAUUGAAACAGACUUGGCUCGGUGGUCCUACCCACACAUCACCUGGCACGGCCGCAUUGCGGUCCUUAAAAUGAAUAUCCUCCCUAGGGUCCUCUACCUGUUUCAGACUAUACCAACAGCCCUACCGACCUCAUUCUUCUCGACACUGAAAUCAGCAGUCAUAAAAUAUGUUUGGAGGGGGGACCGCUCCAGGCUGCGACACGACAUACUCUGUAUGCCUCGACAUAGGGGUGGUCUGGCUUUACCAGAUUUUAGGAAAUACCAUCAAGCGGCGACAUUACAACGAAUCCUUGAGUGGCAUGAACUGGACACUACCAAACAAUGGGUUGCACUGGACCGAGAGGGAGAAGCGGCAAAAUUAAAAGCGAUGGUAUGGAUGCGACGAACAACCAGAGGCAGUAGAAGGAACGAGGAAGGACCCGUAGCACAGACGCUACUUUCCUGGGAAAACGUUAGGGAGCUGCCACAAGUUUCCCCAUCCCCCUGCCCCCUACUUCCGAUCCCGCACAACCCUAAUAUCGGGGGCGGAACGCCAACUGAAGCCUGGACAUUCCUAGGCGACACAGACUAUAUACCGAUAUGCAAGGUCACACAGGACGGCAACCUGAAGACUUUAGACGCGCUUCUGGAGGCGCGACCACGAUCUCCAAUGGCGACCUUUAGGUACAUGCAACUACAACACUACUACAACUCCCUCCCACACCGGGAAAAAUUACAUAGAGACCUGACGUGGUUUGAAGCCCUAUGUCACCGAGGCGCAUCACUUGGAAAAGCCAUCUCGCUCCUUUACCAACACUUACUCAUCAACCCGACCUCCGAAAAUGACACUUUCAAACACCGCUGGGAACGAGCCAUGGACACAACAUUUACUACCGCGCAAUGGGACAAAGCCUUGAUUUGGCAACAUAAGAGCUCCUCUAGCUCCCGAUAUCAGGAGGUGAACUAUAAGAUACUUUCCAUGUGGUAUAGAACCCCAGUACUGCUCCACCAAAUAUUCCCCGAUGCCACUCCAACGUGCUGGAGAUGCCAGGACGAGAGGGGGACUCUCCUACACAUAUGGUGGGAGUGCACACAUAUCGUCCCAUUCUGGGACCAAAUCAAAACCGACAUUCAACAGAUUCUGGGGAAUGACGUGGCUUGGUCAAAGGAAUUACUUUUAUUACACAUCUCACAGCACUCACUAUCCGCAUAUAAAAAAUCCAUCUUACGUCAUCUACUGAACGCUGCAAAAGCACUCAUACCCGUAUACUGGAAGAAAUUAGACAUCCCCACUCGGGAGGAAUGGAUCCACAGAGUGGAAGACAUCAGAGCAGCCGAAGCCCUGCAGGCUGAACAGACGGGCAGGGGGGUGAGAUGCGCGGAGCUUUGGGCUCCGUGGUUCACAUUCCGCGCGCAGCGAUAGGGGGGUGCUGGUGGGGAGCCGGGGCUGACCGAAAACACGGGUCCCGUGGCCUGCUUUCACACAAGACGCAUCCAACAUUGUCCCCUUAUGGGUAACAAGCACUGACGACAUGUCCCAUGUCCCCUCCAUGCGAACGGGGAAGAUGAAGGGACACAACUCGACAAGACAAACAGACGACCCCACAGACGCGCAUGAGACACAUUCACGAACAGGAAUGACUCCCACGACUGAAUGGGAUACCACUGCUUGUACCUAUAAAGGGGGGAAGAGGAACACCAUGCUUACACAUUGGUCCCUAGGAUCGUAUGUCAUACCACCCCCGCAGAUUAAAAGUGAUAGGGCCGACAGAAACCGACAUUUACAACACAAAAAAAAAUAAAAAAAUUUGAAGGACAACUGACGAACACUCCACAGCCCGAACCAGAACUUACCUUGACCCGAAACAAUAUAACUCAAGAGGUUAACCAUGACACCGGAAGGACAUAUGACGGGAACAGAACUGGUAAACCGGUAUCUAGUCUAUGAACGUGUACGGCGGCAGGAGGAUUCCACACCCCCCUCCCCACACAUGCUCCCACACGCGUUACCCCCUUACCCCCCUCCCGGACUUCUCAUACCCACCCACCCCACCCACAUAGGGCACCCAGGCCCUCACAACUAAAAAUCCCCCAUGCAACGCUGUUGAGUUGGGCCUGCGUGCCCAUAAUAUGCUCCACUGGCUUGAUAAAACUCUAAAUAAACAGAUUAACAAAAAAAAAAAGAAAUGUCAUGGGAAAGACCAAUUUUGGGUUUGUAGUAGUGUCUUGCGUCGUGGUCGCCUUUUUCUUUGCUUCCUCCAAUGCUCCAUUUAAGACUCUUUCACUAUACCCUUAUAGUAUUAUAAAAUACUUCCAUUUUAUAGAUGACAUCUUGAUAAUAUGGGGUAGUACCACAGUACAGGCUCAUGAAAUGGUGGAAUACAUUAACCAACUACCGACACCGGUACGGAUGACCACCAACGUAAGCACAGAGAAAGUUAAAUUCUUGGACGUGGAAUUAUCAGUGGAAGAACAUAAAGUUGUCUAUAGCCUCUACUCCAAGCCCACGGACAGGAACACAAUACUACACUACACCAGCGCCCACCCAACCAGUUUGAAAAAUUCCAUGCCUCGAGCACAAUUCCUCAGGGUUAUGAGAAAUAAUUCAAAAGAAAUAGUGAAACAGCAACAAAUACUUGAAAUGAAGAUGAAAUUUCUGGAAAGAGGGUAUAGUGAAAGAGUCUUAAAUAGAGCGUUGGAGGGAGCAAAGAAAAAAGCGACCACGCCGCAAGACACUACUACAAACCCAAAAUUGGUCUUUCCCAUGACAAAACAAAUCACAGAGAAUAUCCAAUAUCGUGAAGAGUAAUUGGAAUAUGUUAGCAUGGGAUGAUAGUUUACCAAUGGAAUUUAAAGAACCACCGAGGAUUUGUUAUCAGAGGAAUAGGAAUCUGAAGGAUAUAUUAAUGAGAACUGAUCCGGAAGAGAGUUAUACUGAACAAAAGAAAACACAAGUGAGGGGGUGUGUACGCUGCUUAGGGUGCGUAUGUGUGGCCACAUGGUUCCAUCACGAAAUUUCAAUCACCCACACAAAAAUAAGAUCUAUAAUAUACGAUACACCAUCACAUGCAGAACAACCUUUGUUAUUUUCAAAAUAUCAUGCCCUUGUGGUUUAGUCUACAUAGGGAAAACCGAGACACAACCAUGUGACCGGAUCAGGGAGCAUACAUCUAAUAUAAGGACGGCGUAUAGAGAUGGACAUACGGAUAAACCGGUGGCGAAACAUUUCUUAGAGUACAAACACCCUCUGGCAACGUUAAAAUUUGUCGCAAUAGAUUGUGUACCACGAUCCAGAAGGGGAGGAGAUAGAGGCAAUGCAUUAUUGAGACGAGAAACAUUUUGGAUACAGGAAUUGGGUACAUUUGCACCCAGAGGACUAAAUGAAAUGAUAUCGUACCCUCCAUUUAAAUGAGAAUCUUCACGGGAAUGAACUGGCCCCUCAGAGUUAUAGAUAAUUUUAUUAGAAACACUGUUACUAGACUUAGAGGAGGGUUAUACUUUGAGUAUAAUAUGAUUUAUAUCUAUAUCAUAACGCUAGUGUUGGAGAAUAGAUUAGGAUAUAUAUAUAUGGACCUAUGGAGAAUGGUACUACAUGUAGUAAUAACAGUUUAAUCCAAGUACAUAUUAUGUAUUAUGUAUAGAGACAUAUAAUUUUAUGCACUUUAAUGUAUAUAGAAACAUAAUUCACUACUUAGCAUUUUAAUGUAAAUAAGAGCACCCGUUUCACUUUAAAAAUAUUCUAGAAUGGAUAGACAAAGAGGAAGAUAGCUAAAUUAAGUAUGAAUAGAACAAUUAAUAAGGGUAGAUACAACACUUUUAGCACUUUCAUGUAUAUAACAGUAAACGUGUCACUUUAAAAAUAUAGUAAAGCACUUUAAUGUAUAUAUAAAUAAUAAGCAAUGGUGUCACUUUAAGAGAUAAAAAAGCACUUUAUUGUACACACAAAUCACUUUUCAGCACUUUAAUGUAUAUAAAAGCAAGAGCAUCACUUUAAGAAAAAAACAGUACUUUUACUGUACUUAUGUAUAUAUAGAAUGGGAGUCACUUUGCACUUUAUUGCUUUAUUGUACAUAAGAAACACAAAGUCACUUUACAAUAAAAUACGCAAGAAAUGGAAAUGUCACUUUAAAUAUGGCUGAAAAGACAUCGGCAGAAUAAGUUUUUAGAAUGACUUGGAAAUAUGUAUAUCUGCUAUAGGUUUUUGAGUUUUGGUCUGAAAUCAUGAAACAAGGAAGAAUCUUGAACAGGAAAGACCUCUAAUUAGUUAAUAGCAAUGGUUGUGUUUUUAAAGUUUUAAAUGUCCUCAUGAUUAGGUAUGUUUGAUUUGUGUGGCUGCAUGUAAGUUAAAUGACCGGCGCACAGACUGACUUUGUUUAUCAGGUUGCCAGGGAGCCUGGAUGAGCAUCGGGUAACCCUGGCAACGAAUGGUUACGUCAGUAUGCUACUUCCGGGUAGCGGCAUGCUUGCGCAUGUGCAGAUGCAAUUGAGAGAUGCAGAGGAGGAGUGAUAGCAAUACAGGUGGUGAGUGAUUUAUUAGUUUGUUUAGCUAUAUAAGCCUGUUAGUUAUAAUGUAUAUUGGUACUGUAUUGAUCCAGAUGAAAGCCACGGAUGUUGGCUGAAAUGUCGAUCGUAUUUUAAAGGAAUGAAAUAAAGGAACCUUUUAAAAGAAAAAAGACAGUGAGUGCAAGCCUUUUUCAAUACUUAUAUGUUAAUCUAUGGCAUUGGCUAAAGUGCACCCGGCAUUUUGAAAGUUAAAGUAUGUGUGCAAGGACACAGAGAAACAAUAUAAAUAUAUAUAUAUAUAUGUGUCUUUUUUUAUACUUUAAUUUUUUGAAAAAAAUAAUUUGAAAAGUGAAUCUAAAAUAUUAAAUUGAAGCUUAAAUAUCAAAUAUAAUAACACAGGUGACUGCUUACCAGGUGAGGUUGCCAGGGAACUCCUAGCAGGAAAGCUAGUACAGUGGGAUGUAAUGAUUGCCCUUUUAAAACUCACAGGGACUUUUCUCAGUGUUGUAAACCUGUUUUUAUUUUUUACUCUCAAGUGCAUAGCACUAUACAAUUGAUUUGGCACAAAACCUAUUUUAAGUAUAUUUAUUAAUUGGCAUUUGACUUAUAAAAAUGCCUACCUGUUAUCCCAGAACAUCAAAGGGGGCUGCUACCUUAUCUCAUGUUUCUAUUUGUUGCAGGGAUAAGGGCUUGAAAGCCAUUGAGAAUUUAAUGCAGAAGAAAGGAAAGUUUGACUAUAUAUUGCUGGAAACUUCAGGCCUAGCUGAUCCAGGUAAAAUUCUGCUACUUCUAAAUCACUACUGUUUAUUUUUCUACUGCUUUUUACACUGUUAAGCAUCAUCUUCAUAUUAAUACACUUCUUAAAGGGUUACUUCAACCACCACGAUCGCUACAGUCAUAUGCAGUGUUUGCUUGAAACACUGCUCGUACAGAGUUAUUUGCACACGUGGCAUUAGCAGGCUGGAACUCCAAAUUGUUCCAGACUGCCAAAUGUCAAUUCUGUGCAUAAAAUACCUCUGGCUCUGCCUUCAAGGGAAAGCGUUUUUCUCCCCUCCUUCUUGUCCCUCCCUUAGCUGAGUCCUAUCUGCCUACCAAUAAAAUAAAUCAUAUCUAUGAGAAGCCGGUGAUUGGACCGCACAAGUCUCUGACUGAUGUCAGGACGGGGUGUGGAAGACUGCUCCGGGAGCUUCUCCUUCAACUGGAUUCCAGGUGCGUUAAAAAAACUUUUUUCUUUGCUCAAUAGAGGAAUGGAACCUUCUUUGUGUCCGUGUUCUGUGUGAAAUGUCAAUAUGCAUUCAGACUUGUGUGUUCUGUAGGUUUAUUCUUAUUACAAUUACUAAUAUAUAAUAAAAUAACAAAGGUUGGUGCAGGAUGAUGAAUAUUUAACAGCAGUAUUACACCCCUGUUUUGGGAAAUGGUACAUCCAGCAGGUUUUCCAAGUACAUGCUUUGCUAUCAUAAUUUAAUAUGCACUCUUUUUUACAUAUAAGUAAAGUCAAAAUCUACAUCUUGCCAUAUCAUAAAUGUAUUUCUCACAUUUGUCUCUAACGCAGGGAACCAUCAGAACACUUGUUUGUGUAACAAUUAUGUCCUGCCAAGACACUUUUCCUAAUCUCCUAAACAAAAGCUUUGCUCUCUUAUAUUCCAAAUGAAUUUUGAAGCUCUGUUGAUAUCGUUCAAUAAUUUAGUAAACGGGCUUUAGUAGAUAUUUUUUAGGGGAAUUAUUUAUACACGGUAAGUAAUGACAGAUGUACUUGCACACUCCUCAGGCACAGAAUUUUUUUUUCUUUUCUGUUUUUCUUUUUUUUUUUUAAUUUUUUUUAUUAAUAUGCAGACUUUUUUAUUGUGAACAUUUGGCUCCCCUGUAACCAAGGUUUCGAUAUUUGUGUGCCAUUAAACUAUUAGUGUUUUAUUGGUUUUUCAGUGAUGUAUCAAUUCUUAUGGAUGAUGUACAAUUGUGUGUGACCUUGUACUCUGAUAAAUGCAAAGUACUAAUUAAACUUUUGCUGUUAGAGUUUUUUUUUUUUUUCACACAGUACUUUUUGCAAGUUAACUGCAACAAAUGUAAGGACCACAUUUUUGGAUUUGACAUUGCUACAUAGUAAUCCAAGUUGGAAAAAAAGACAAUCCUUUAAAUACCUUUUUUCAGGAGACCCAUUCAUAUGACUUGCCUGAAUUUCUUCUAAUAAUAUCCUUAAUUAACACACAAUUUAAUCCCUGCGCUCAAGCCUCCACUAGUCCUGGGCGGCAGUGUGUCUCUCUGCAUCGUUAGAAAUUUUGUCUUUUAGCUGAAAGUAUUAAAGGGGCACUAUAGUCAUCAGAGCAACUACAACUUACUAAAUUUGUUCUGGUGAGUAGAAUCAAUACCUUCAGGCUUUUUGCUGUAAACACUGUCUUUUCAGAGAAAAUGCAGUGUUUACAUUACAGCCUAGUGAUAACUUCACUGACCACUCCUCAGAUAGCUGUUAGAGAUCCUUCCUGGGUCAUGGCUGCCUAAAAUGCAUCCAAACAUUCAGUGUCUCCUCCCUCUGCAUGCAGACACUGAACUUUCCUCAUAGAUUCAUUGAUUCAAUUCAUCUCUGUAAGGAGAUGCUGAUUGGCCAGGGCUGUGCUUGAAUUGUGCUGGCUCUGCCCCUGAUCUGCCUCCUUCUCAGUCUCAGCCAAUCCUAUGGGGAAGCAUUGUGAUUUGAUCAGGCCACCACUUCUGAUGAUGUCAGCAGACUGUUUCUUUUUUAUUUUAUUUUUUUAUUCAAACAGCAUGCAGAGUUACAGCUUCUGGCUUGAAUACAGUAAGAUUUUGCUUUAUUGAUGGAGGCAUGAGGGGCACAGAGCGGCCAGAUGGUGGUUUUAACACUUUACAGCCUAGUGUUAACUCCACUGGCCACUCCUCAGCUGGCUGCUAGUGGUGCGUCUUGGAGCAGUGCUGCAUAGUGAGCAGCCCUGCCAUUCAGUGUCUCCACCCUCUGCAUGCAGACACUGAACUUUCCUCAUAGAGGUGCAUUGAUCCAAUUCGUCAUUAUGAGGAUAUGCUGAUUGGCCAGGGCUGUGUUUGACUUGUGCUUGCUAUGCCCCUAAUUUGCCUCCUUGAGAGUCUCAGCCAAUCCUAUGAGGAAGCAUUGUGCUUGGCUCAGACCACCAUUUCUGAUGAUGUCGGCAGACAGGGGCAGAGCCAGGAGCUGCAGACUUUAAUACAUGUAAGAUUUGACUAUUUUUAUGGUUGCAAGGGGGACUAGAUGGUGGUUGUAACACUAUUAGGUCAGGAAUACAUGUUUGUGUUCCUGACCCUAUAGUGAUCCUUUAAGGUGAAUUGUUCAUGUAGGACUCAUUUAAGAGGUUUGACUUGACGUGGAGUUUACACUUGGUCAUUGGAGUGGUACUAAAAAUCCCUAGUUAUUUUAAAUGUGUGUAGAGAUUUGGGAUAGUGUGCAGGUAUCUCUUUUUGUGAUUUUCAUUUCCUUAAUUAAGUUUAUUUUACAAAUAAAAAAUAUAUUACACCAUCUUGGUAUUGGUAAGCUACAUGUUUUUGAAAGCAUUUAAUUCUGUUUUGUUUGUCUUAAAUGUUUAAACAGAAGCUUUACUGGAUGUGAAUAUUUUUUUUAAUAGUUUGUCUUGUGCCCAAUACAUUUUACUUUGUUUGUUGGUUGUCAUAUUUUUAACAUUGUCCUUAACAUGGUAUGUAUACCUUUUUAUAGUGUAUGAUACAAUGGAGCCAAACACUCAAGGAAAUGCAGUUGUCCGUUUUGGAUACUUUUUAUGUUACAGACGAUUAGCCCAGUGCAUGUUACAUGUUCUGUAACCAUGUAAUGCAAUGAUGACUGUAACACUAAAAUAAUUGCUUUUUCAUUAUGUAAUACUUGUCUUAAGAAUUAAGCAAGCUGUUGUUACAGUAUCACCAGGAAAGAGGCAUUAAUGACAAUCCAGUUAUUUCCCAUUCAGCAUCUUGACACACUCUUGUUCAAAGCUCAAUAAUUGUCAAAGCCAAAGUAAUUUCCUUUAAAAGAGAAGACAUUGACUCAAAGCCGACAUCUUGCAAUCCCCAUUCCAGCUGAAUUAAAAAACGAUUAAGCUUUUUGAGAGAGAAAUCAAUAGGUAUCAGAGAGCCAUCCACCCAGUGGCCCUUGGUAUGGCCUGCUUGAGUAAGCAUUGCAGGCAGUUGACAUGGAUUACUGUGUUGACAAAAACUAAUGACAGACAGGCCACAUCUGAUCAUGUUACAAAGAAGGGACUAGACAUUUCAGCGAACCUAGCUAUCAUCCCUUCCCUUCUUCAUGCGUUUAGACAGGCUUGUCAUGCGUGGACCAAUGAUGCUUUUGAAAGAAAAAAAGCAUCUAGUUUUAUGUGCUGUCAUUGUUUCCCUCCCUGUCUUGUUGUGGCAGUGAAACAUGCUAAUUCAGGUCACUCGAACACAAAUGGUUCAGUUUUUCUCUUGACGGAAAUUUAAACAAGGUAUCUGCUGCUAUGAGCCUUGAGUGCUGAUCUUAUUAAAUUAUGUUUAAAGGUCAUCCACUUUGCAAGCUAUCUUCCUGAGCUUGGACACAUCUUGCGCUUUUGUCAAGUACAAUUCAUGGCUCGAUAGUCGGUAAAGAAAAUAGAAAAAAGUAUAAUUCUGUAUUUGUGGUUGCCAGUAACAAAUUUACCUUUUAAAAAUAGUUGUUUUUUUUUUUUUUACAAGUGGAGCAGUUUGUGCGAAUAGAAAUAAAAUCUGAAAUGAAUAGUCACAAAAAUAUACCUUUACUUAAACAGAUAUGUAUUCCAGCAAUAAUUCACUAUUUUACAAAUUGUCACUUUUAAAUGUUGGGGCUUUUCCAAUAGUAAAUUAAACAGUAUAUUUGCUAAGUUUUUGUUUUGUGUUUUAGUUAAUUGUUUUGUGAAUUCUUUUUUUUUCAUUUAGGUGCAGUGGCUUCAAUGUUUUGGGUGGAUGCAGAGCUGGGCAGUGACAUAUAUUUGGAUGGUAAGAUGACACCGCAGGUUGUGGCCAUUUCAUAUUGGUGAAAUGUAAAAUGCACAUUUUAUGUGGCACAACAAAGCCUUAACCGUUGUAUGUGUGCCUCAAAGCAACAAACAUAUUUUUUUUAUUAAUGCUCAGAUGUUUUCACUUAAAGAUAUACUAUAGUCACCAGAACAACUACAGCUUAUUACAUUUCUUCUGGUAAGUAUUUAUUUAUUUAUAACAUAUUUUACCAGGAUGGAUACAUUGAGAUUUCUCUCGUUUUCAAGUAUGUCCUGGUGUAUAAUCAAGUAUAACCAUUCCCUCCAGGCCUUUUUGCUGUAAACACUGCAUUUUCAGAGAAAUGCAGUGUUUACUUUACAGCCUAGUGAUAACUCCACUGGCCACUCCUCAGCUGGCUGCUAGUGGUGCGUCUUGGAGCAGUGCUGCCUAGUGAGCAGCCUUGCCAUUCAGUGUCUCCACCCUCUGCAUGCAGACACUGAACUUUCCUCAUAGAGGUGCAUUGAUCCAAUUCAUCAUUAUGAGUAUAUGCUGAUUGGCCAGGGCUGUGUUUGACUUGUGCUUGCUAUGCCCCUAAUUUGCCUCCUUGAGAGUCUCAGCCAAUCCUAUGAGGAAGCAUUGUGAUUGGCUCAGACCACCAUUUCUGAUGAUGUCAACAGACACAGGCAGUUUCAGAGGCAGACAGGUGCAGAGCCAGAAGCUGCAAACUUUAAUACAUGUAAGAUUUGACUAUUUUUAGGGAUGCAAGGGGGACUAGAUGGUGGUUUUAACACUAUUGGGUCAGGUAUAUAUUUGUGUUCCUGACCCUAUAGUCUUCCUUUAAAGGGCCACGUUGAUCAACAUAAUCACUAGACCUGUGCAAGAAUGGAAAAUGACCCCAAUAGUAGAAUAAGGGAGGUUGAAAUCCUCUAGAUUGAAGAGUCCAGAUUAAUAGGGACACUCCAAAAGCGUAAAGCACUUUAGCUUGCAGCUGUUUUUUAUGUUGGAAGAAUGUCUUUUUUAUUUUACAAAAAAUGCAGAUUUCCACAGACAUUAGCACUAUUGUAAAUUAACCUUGUUACACCCCCUAACUGUCAAACAGAUAAUGGGUCUUAUUACUUCCUGGUUGUUUAGUUCAGUGGAGCUAAACUCAAUAGGCAGCAGUUGCCAAGAGAAUCUGCCUUGCAAAGAAUUUGACUCAUUGAGCUGCAUUGAAAAGUAUGUAUUUGGCCAGCCACAGAAAGUUUGGGUUGGGUUAGAAAAGGAGGACUUGCUAAAAAUUCUGACAAGAGAUUUGCAAACUUGUUUUCCUAGCACUAUAAACUCAGUGGUGCAAAAGAGGAUAAAAAACCCUUUCUGUCACUUACCUUUAUUUAUCCGCCUUGCACACUGCAUGAUAUUUUAUGUCUUUCUGCACCAUUGUGGUUAUUAUGCUAGUACAAUUGUUGCUUCAGUGUCAUGCUCACUCACCUGUUGGACGACAUUCCUGCUCCCAGACUCCACUCCAGCAGUUCCCACGCCGGCUGCUGGGACUCCGUCCCUUUUAUGAUGUGGCACAUGCGCGCCGACAUCAUGACGCUGCGUACGUGCCAACGUCAUACCGCCGAUGAUGUCACGGCCCGCCAAAAUGUCCGAAUUUUAGGGGCGUGGCUUUCAAUUUAAAGAGCCAACCUAUAAAAGGCUGGUUCACACAUAGGACUUUGCCUUGUUGUGCUUCUUGUUUGGUUACCAAUAGCGCUUCUUUCCUGAUUGUUCCUUUUUGGUAUCGGCUAUCUGACUACUCUCUAUUCUCCUGUUCUUGACUCUGCUCUCGUACCUCGACUACUCUAUUAACUGGUUCCCUGACUCGACUAGUAUACUCGUUUUCGUGAUUUCUAUAUUCCUUGAACCCAGCUUGGUCUUGACCAUUCUCUUUCUGUCAAACGUAAAGCCCGGCCACUCUAAGGUCCAGUAUAAGUUUUUCUUUUACACCCUGCGUGUUGGGUCCCCUAGGAGUCCUGACAUUUAGGUAGUACCGAUAGGAGGAAACUGGAUAGCAGUGGAUUGCUCAUGAAACUUUUCAUGUGUUACUGAUUUUGAUCCAGACAGGACUGGUAUGGUUUUCAAACAAACUGAAGAUGUCACCAGCACUCAACAGGCCUUUAUUGAAGGGGGUGCAGUAACCCCACCCUGCAAAGCAGACAAAAAUUCCAAUACUGGAGUAACUGAAUAAUUGGUCCAGAACACCUCCAUUUGUUGCUUAAUAUGUUCAAUUUGAAGCCAUUCCUCACUCUUGCAAUAUUUCAGCUCAACACUGAACCUUUAUGAAGCCGUCUGUAGUGUCAUUUUCUGAGAUAAAUUAGGAACUGCACUUAAUCCCAUCACUCUGAACAAGGGUGCAACUAAACCUGGACCCAGCACCAGGUCCCAUAGUGGUGGCUAUGUUAUCACUAAAGUCUCACACAUAACAUCUGUUCAACACAAAUUGUUACUCCGUUUCCCAUCUCUUCCGUAUUUGUCUUUUUAUACCUCAUACCCCAUUAAAAAAAUCUAUAAAAAUGUCACAUUAAUAAAAAACAAACAUAAGAUUCAAUAUAGCUGAUAAGGAACAUGCAUUAUAUACUUAAUUUUAACCCAUAUAUAUGGGUUACAUUUAAGAUAUCUAUUAUAUCAUAAACUACUUUUAACAUACUUUGUUUUUAGAAUGUUAUAUUAUUUUAAUCAUUGUAAUAUUUAUUUUUACAAAUAAUCCAUCUUUCAGGUACUUAUUUGCCAAGUCAGCCGGUAAUUGUUCAUCUACUAAAUAUGGCAUUAGAGGUCUUCAUCCUUUGGUAGCUUUGAGGUACACAAAUAAUGGUUGUACUUUUUUUUUUUUUUGUCUGCACACACGAAGGUGCUUUUUACAUGACACCAAUUUUAAAUGGCUGCAAGCUUGAACAAAUAAACUGCAACUUUCAAACCAGAAUUUCUAUUUAGGGCUACUACUAACUUCUGUCCACAAAAUACUUUUCUUUCUAAUACGCCAAAGCUGUUGUAUUUGCUUGUUUAUUAUGGAAGAUAAGGAUGGGACAGGAGGAGGUGAUUAAUCUUCACCUGGCUGAGAAUGGUGUCUAAAGAGUAGAAGAUACCCCUGACCAGAUAUGCAUUUUACAUAAAAGCGUAAUAUUUACACUAUUGAUGCUGCGUCAUCCAGCGAUUUACUUUUUGUGCAGUGUUAUAGGCUGUCCUAUAAUAUGCCACUGGCAUAUUAAGGAAAUUGUUUAUUAUGAACUAUGGACAAUACAGAGCCUGUUCUCCAAUAACACGUGGAUUAACAUGGUGAAAAAAUUCACAUGUAAGGAUUUACAUCGAUUCAACAUGUCGAUUUUUUUUAUCUGUGUUGUUGCAAUUUAUUUUUAAGGUCUUGAAGCUCAGGAAUAGCCUUGUGUUGGGACAGUACAUGGAUGCCUUUUAUUUUGGUAUUCAGGGGAGUCAGGUGUGUUGCUACUAUGUUUUUCAAUUUGUGAACCCUUUUGUGCUUUUUUCAGGAAUUGUGUCAGUUGUUGAUGCCAAGUACACCUUGCAGGUAAGCAACUAAUUGUUUUGAUCUGGAGUAUGGGGUAUAUGAAAAAAGUGGUGUUAUUUUUUUUUUUUUUUUUAAUGUGGCCGGAUUUCCCACCUGUUUUCAGUAUUUAUUAUGUGCCUUUUUGGAGCUAAAAAUGGGCUGGUGGGGAGAGAUAAGUACCAGGAGCUUUGACCAGUGUCCACUGUAGUCCUGUUGGCAUUCUGUGUUUGGUAGAAGAGCUGCAGGGAGAGUUAUAGAGAGUAUAAACUCAUUGCUGCCUUAGCUCCUGUGUGUGAGCCUGGACAGGAAGUGGAAGGGAUCAUUAUCCUGUUGCCCACUAACAGCCUUUCAGACAUACUUUACAGGAAGAGCAGGGUCAUUACUGAGUGAUACACACUGUUUAACACCUACUGCAGCUCUGCUGUCAAUCAAAGUAGUGUAGCUGGAACAGAAAACCUAGGAAGGUAAGUACUAUGCAAAUAACCUUUAAAGGGUUACUCUAACCACCAUGACCAUUUCAGCGAUUUGAAGUGGUCAUGGUGGUAGAAGUCAUUGUGUACAGUGUUUCUGCUUGAAACAUUGCACGUACAAAUAAAUUCUUAAUUGUAUGCUAAAGGCUAGCCGCACACGUGACACAGGCAGCAACUCUGUUCCGGGCUGCCUAAUGUUAAUUCUGUGCAUAGAUUUGCAUACAACAGGCAUAGAAAUGUCCUUUUCCCUUCAAACAUUGCGCUCCCUCCCACGUUGCGCUAAAUCCCUCCGUGUGCGUUGGUGUUUUCUUCCUUUAUUUAUUUUUAUCUUCCCUCCCGCACAGCUUCCAGCUUCAGCAGAUUUGCAGAAGCUGGAAGCACAUCACCCGGACCAACAAGGAGUAUCAGAGCCCAGUGUAUCAGAGCCCAGUAAGCGGCCAUUUCUCCUCCUGCUUUAGCCCAGGGCAUGUAACCGUAGCACUCCUUCCCCCUGCCCCCCCACCCCCACCCCCCAGACUGGUGGGGGUCAUACUGGUCCCCACAUUUGAGCUACUAUACUAGCACUUACCACGCUGAAGAACCGCAGAUUUUCCAAAAUAGCAGAUGCCUAUCCCGCGGAGUCACACGCACAGAGUCUCCUGCGAUCAUUUGGCAGAUCCUUACAGAAGCUAGAUGCCAUCUUUCAGCACUUCUGGCGCAUGGUGGAACUCCAUCUAGCCACCAAGGUACCCAGACGCACAGGAUACGGGAGAACCAAGCGACAAGAGGGGAAGGAGCAUACUCAAGGCUAUAUGCCAGUCAUGAAACCUGCACAACCUACCAUACACCCUCCCAGGCCGAGAGCCACAAGGGGCUUAACUGCCUCGCAUCGCCCACAAGGAAGGAAGAAUUCCCGUGACAAGCGGCGAAUACCAUAUCACUCCUCCAACCACCCCUUACAAGGGAGAGACUUGGACUGCAGUAGUACCUUAGUCGCUGGGACAUGGAUGCUGGCCCUCCUACAGACCAGGGGUUGGAGGGGUCUCCGAUCCUGUUAAGAAAUCUCAGUUGAUGGUACAGCCAAGCUACUGUGGACGGGAGUUGGAUGAUUCUGAAAGGAGACUACAACAUAAGCCUUCUGCCACGUGUUAAAAGGCAGCUGAGAUAUUCAUAACCGAAUAUGUCAAACACUUACUGAUAUGCUUUAUUCCUGAUUUCCAUUAGCUCCUCAUUUUCUUUAUUUUCUCUACUUAAGCUUAAGUAAAUUCACAUUGUCAUGGUAAUGUGCUAUAUGGCCUGUACUUGCAAAUGUCUCAGCAUUACUACUUAAGUCUACAAGUUUUGUUGAGGGCUGACAACAAGGGAGGCUGGGACUCUCCAUCAUUGGGCAUUGGCUGGGGGGCAUAUGAGCUUGUAUAGCAGUUUAGUUAAUAUUAGCCUGACAUGAUGCAGCUGUAUUAGUUAGAUAUUAUGCUUCAACUGCUUGCAUACUACGACACUGCACAUGAACCCAGUUGUAUCUGUCUGUUUGGUAAUAGCUACAUAAUUAAGCUUGUUGUAUAAUUUUAUUUUAUUUUUUCCUAACAUGUACCUGCUCAAGUGAAGUCAGACACCUCAAUGUGUUAACCCUAUCCUGAUUGUCAUGACUCUUACUUUCUGCUAAUCCCUACAAUUAAUAACCUCUCUUAUGCAUAUGACCUGUCUUACUCCUAAUACAGUGAAUACUUAAAUCUGCGAUAUUCCUCUCUUGUUUAACACCUUUUAUAAACAUGUGCUGAUGUUUAUGUACAUGUAUUUGGUUACCUCUUUUGCUAUCUGUUUCGUGUAUAUUGUCCAACCAUUUGUCAUUAACAUGCACAACAAAAAUAAAGAAUGACAGAAAAAAAAAAAUUAUCUUAAAAACCAAAUGCCCCAUAAUGUUAGAUUUACCCCCCUUUAACUCUAACCCAAUAAUUCUAAGCACCCUUUUUACCACAACUGAAAGGCCAUUUUAACCUCUUAACUACUUAAGUCUCCCCAGUAUAACAGUACCCCCCAUGUACUGGUUUUAGGGUGUCAUGGAAAGUUACAGGGUUAAAUAUAGUGCUAGCAAAUUAAAUUCUCUGGACUUCGGCCUGGGUUGUCAGGCAGGUCCCUCAAAUUGCAAUCAAUAAAAUUACUUAAUUAUGUAAAAAUAUUACAUAAAUAUGCAUGUAGAAUUUAAAUAUACAUAUAUAUAUAUAUAUAUAUAUCUCCCCAUGUACAGGUUUUAUAGUGUUUUUGAAAGUUACAGUGUUAAAUUUAAGGCUUGAUUUUCAUUUUUUUCGCAUUGAAAUUUGCCAGAUUGGUUAUGUUACUGUUGAGAGCGUAUGGUAGCCAAGGAAUGAGAAUUACCCCCAUGAUGGCAUACCAUUUGCAAAAGAAGACAACCCAAGGUAUUGCAAAUGGGGUAUGUUCAGUCUUUUUUUGUAGUCACAAAUACUGGCCAAAUUUAGUGUUCAUAAUUGUUUUCUUGCAUUUUUACACACAAACAAAUAUAAAUGCUAACUUUAGGCAGUGUAGGUUGUUACUAAGAAAGACUGGACAUACCUUGUAAUGAAUACCCUGGGUUUUCUACUUUAAAAAAAAAUGUACAUGUGAGGUGUGAUUCAGAGGUUUAUGACAGAUAAUAGUGUUAUAAUGUCACUAUUGAUAAAUUUGAAAAAUAUAUAUUUUGAAACUGCAAUGUCCUACUUGUACUUAUAGCCCUAUAACUUGCAAAAAAAAAAGCUAAGAACAUGUUAUCAUUGUGUAUUUCUAAACUCAGGACAAAAUUUUGAAACCAUUUAGCAUGGGUGUUUUUUGGCAGCUGUAGAUACGUAACAGAUGUGGGUCAAUGUUAGAAUAAGUGUGUUUUUUAAAAAAAAAAUUUUUUUAUCAACCUGCUCCUGACGAUGGUGUGUAGACACACCGAAAGGCGAGUCAAGCUUUCUUUCAUUAUUAUUAUUUCACUUUGGUAGCACAUUAUUCUUGUUCUGUUUGUUUAGUGAUUAUAGUUUUAUAAGUUUUUCUUUUUGGCACGCAGGGAUAGCGGCUACUAGGUAGGUACCAGGGCAUCUCCCAUGGUACUGAGGUAUUUUUAGGGUUUAGUUUUCUUUUUGUUUACCUACCCUUCAAUAGGACUUUAUUAAACUUGGGGGAUUACCUAUAGAGUUUCUUUGGGUACCUACCUUCAGCCUAUGGGAGUUUGUGAGUUGGGUAUAGGAGCUUUAGUUAUAGUUCUUUAUGUGGUGUACACCGUUGCUGUUAGUUUGAGUUCAGCUGUCAGUAUCCUCUUUACCUUUUCAUUGGUCCUACCAACCUAUCCCUCUAUGCUUUUCCUGCUACUGUACAGAUCCCUUUUUCCGUUUUCCACUAGAGUUCAGAUGACCCAUUUAGGGACUUCAUGCUCUGGGGGUUCCUGAUAUUUUGUGUUCUACAGUCUAUUCUCUUUAGGGUUACCCCCUUUCCUGGGACUGUGUUAUAGGCUGCCUGAGGACCCAGCUCUGGAUUCCAUUUUUUGGCAUCUAGUCCCUGGGUUCUUAAUCCUAUUCUUUACUUGUACUUAUAGCCCUAUAACUUGCACACAAAAAAAAGCUAAGAACAUGUUAACAUUGGGUAUUUCUAAACUCAGGAAAAAAUGUUGAAGCCAUUUAGCAUGGGUGUUUUUUGGCGGUUGUAGAUACGUGACAUAUGGGGGUCAAAGUUAGAAUAAGUGGGGGUUUUUUAAUUUAUUUUUAUCAUAUUUAUAAAAAUUAUUUAUAGUAAAUUAUAUGAUAUGGUGAAAAUAAUAGUAUCAUUAGAAAGACCAUUUAAUGGGCAGAAAAACUGUAUCUGAUAUGAGUGGAUACAGUAAAUAAGUAAAAGGAGAAUUCCAGCUAAACACAAACACAGCAGAAAUGUAAAAACAGCCUUGGUCCUUAAUGGUAAGAAAAUUGAAAAAUGGUCUGGUCACUAAGGGGUUAAUAUUGUAAUUUUCUUAAAAUGAAACACUCUCUGUAAUCUAAUUCUGAUGUUAACCCCUCUUAAACCUUUAACCCCCACUUUACCCUAACCAUAUUUAAAACAUUUUAUUUUAUUUUUUUAUUUUUUUUUAAUUUCUAUUUGUUUUUACAGUCACAUACACUCACAGAUUCAAACACAAUUAAUUACAAGCAGACAUAUGUACAAAUGCAGUUUUCAGAUUUCAAUAUCUAGUUUUUAGACUUUUUUUGCCAGCAAUGUCCAGUUAAUAAGUGUAUUUAACUCACUUUAAUACCAAGUGAACAUGCAUAUGUGCAACAUUAUCCCAUUAGAUGCCCCUUAGAUGUCAAGUAAGCACACGUGAGGCAAUGAGGAAUCAUGGGAAGGCGAAGUUGUUGCAGUGAAAAUAAUUCAGCUGAAUGAAGUAGGUUUUUUUACUUAACUUGGCUGGUUUAUUCAGAACAAUAAACUCUGAAAUAGUAUUUGUAAAAUUAAAGGAACUAUGAACGGUCAUUCCUCUGGAAGUGACAGUUGCUCUUUUAAAUAACUGUGAGAUAAUUUGUCAAUUUUUUGAGACGGAAUUCAUGGUUCGUUCUUUUGCAUGUGCACGUGUGUGUGAGUUUUAAAAAAAUAUAUAUAUUUCCUCAAAUUUAGAGAAUGAAUAGUUAUGUGGAAAUGCAUAAUACCUUUUUAAUAUAGUUAAAGGACCACUCUAGGCACCCAGACCACUUCAGCUUAAUGAAGUGGUCUAGGUGCCAGGUCCUUCUAGGGUUAACCCAUUUUUUCAUAAACAUAGCAGUUUCAGAGAAACUGCUAUGUUUAUGAAUGGGUUAAGCCUUCCCCCUAAUCCUCUAGUGGCUGUCUCAUUGACAGCCACUAGAGGCGCUUGCGUGCUUCUCACCGUGAUUUUCACAGUGAGAGCACGCCAGCGUCCAUAGGAAAGCAUUAUGAAUGCUUUCCUAUGUGACCGGCUGAAUGCGUGCGCAGCUCUUGCCGCGCGUGCACAUUCAGCCGACGGGGAGGAGAAGAGGAGGAUCGGAGGAGGAGAGCUCCCCGCCCAGCGCUGGAAAAAGGUAAGUUUUACCCCCUUCCCCUUUCCAGAGCCGGGCGGGAGGGGGACCCUGAGGGUGGGGGCACCCUCAGGGCACUAUAGUGCCAGGAAAACGAGUAUGUUUUCCUGGCACUAUAGUGGUCCUUUAAAAAAAAAUCAAUUUUGGGGCACACUUUUUCACACCCAGUUCACACUUUAUCUAAAAACCCUAAACCCUAGCUGUAUACAAAAAAAGCUAACAUGUACUGCUAUCUGAAGCUUGGAGGUUUGCAGGAUGUAAUAUGCUUGGUGCUGUCUUAUGUACUCCAUAAUUUAGCUCUUAUAUUGUUUCUUCCAUUGUUUUGGAUUUUUUAAAUCUACCAGUAAGGAAAUGACAAAUGGACUUCAGAAAUGUCCACAUAAAGUAAUGGAAAAUAAAUGUUGUUUGCUAUUUUCUAGUUCAUUUUGAUAUUGAAAUAGUUUAAAUUUUCACGUACCCCCCCACCCCCUUUCCCGAAUUCCAUUUUAAAAGUCAUUAUUCUGUGAGCUAUUGUUAACAACUCAUGGCUGUGGCCAUAUGAAAUCGGUAAAUGUCAAUGGUCUUUGUCGUAUCCGGAAAACUUUUCAUAUUAUUAAAACUGUUCUUUUUCCUUCAACAUUGACACACUGUCACCAUCAUUUAAACUUUAAAAUCUCCCGCCUGCUGGAGACAAAUAACAUUUUGCUUUUAUGCGGUUGAUUUGCCAGCUCUUUCAGUUCAGUCAAAGGAAAGCUUGACCUCUAUAGCUGAAAAGCUGGGUUUGAUUCAAGACAUUACAAAUUGUGACACUAAGAGAACAGGGAGCAAUUUAAAGAGUGUCAUGCUUGAGAAGCCUUCAUGUCCACAGACCUGUCUGGGAGAUGUGGCUAUGUUAACUCACGAAGAAUCUGAAACUGAAGUGGUAAUUGAUAUCAUUGACGAUCACUUUAAUGGGAUUGUCACCCAGAUGUCUAAAGUAUUCAUUUUUUAAUCAUGGAUAAAUGAUUGGACAACUUGACAUGACAGAUACCUUCAACCUAGACCAGAUGUGUUGGCCUCCUCAGUAUUGUUAGGCAUGGACAAACGCUUUAGAGUUUCUGUCCAAAGAUUUAUAGAGAGGAAUUUUAACUAAUAGUGAAAAUAUUGGGAAAUGAUAAAUAAUGAAAGGGUAAAUUGUCUGAUCUUUAACCUUGUUUAAAUUCAUGUGGUGUUUUUGACAAAGCAGUGUUUUUAUUUCAAUAUUAAAGGGUCACUAAAGGGGAGUUCCCCCAUUUAAUUUACAAACAUUUUAAAUAAUGUGUUAAAAUAUAUGCAAAUAUGGGGAGGCGGGGCGAGGCCUGACCUCGAAGCAGAGAGGACGCAAAUCACAGCAGCUCCUGCUCAAUACAACAAUAGUAGCGAAUUUUCAGGGCCAACAUGAUUAAUAAGCGAGACAGAAAGGCUACCCAGAGUGCGGUGACAUUGGUGUGCACAGGUAGACACCAAACAAGCGACUAACAAAACCCCAUCCACCCGACACAAUGGUGAGGCCUACAAGCAUGGCGGGCGCAGGGGGGACAGACGCUUUCCUGCAGCCACUGGACUGGUGGGGGUUAUCCCGGUCUACCCCCACAAGACACCCCUACAUAGCGGUGGAAAAAUGACCACGAUACAGAGACCCGAACCUACCGUCACAAAGGCCUCCAAAAUGGCGGAUGCCAUCAGUACAGCCUACCCACAAAAUGUGUGGCUAGAAACAGAGCUCCGGCUAAACCUCAUCUUCUCCUCCUUCUGGAAGCAAUUGAAGGCUCGCAUGCGGAGUCCGAAACACAAGCCACUGACUGCAGACUAGUCACGCACUGCACCAUGAGGUACCCAAUGGAGUGAAGCAGAAGCUCCCCCUAACCCUGCACCUGCGAAAGUCCAUCUCCGGCAAGGGGCCACCUCGGGACCACACCUGAGCACCAGGGUCGGCAGCAGCAAAACAGGGCAUGGAGCCCUGGGGAUACCCCAGACAGGACCCCCACGGCACCCUUAUCGAAGACCUGCACCGAGACUCAAGCCUCAAAGGGGCAAGUACGGUACGACGGAGCGAAUGAAACGGAGGGGCGCAAAACUCAGAGAGGAGAACGCGAUGAGAACGCACACGGGGAGCUGUCCCAGUCCAAGACAGGCGAACCCAGCCUGGCACAAAGAUUGGAAGGCACAAUACGCACCAGCCAACACCCCCCCACAUGGCUCAGGGGCUCUAAGCUUCCUCGCACCGGGGAGACUGCACAAGCUGCAACGACCAACAGUGGGGGCACGCAUCCAGCCCCAACAAGGCAUCAGCUGACCCCAAUGGGACUUGGACUCAGUCAGGCAAAAUGCCCAUUAUCACUCAGUUUCCUAUGCCCCAAGUGAACUUCUACGUUUGUCGGCUGGGAUCUAUAUUCUGUGUUUGACUUUGUUUUAUGGACUGCUCGCACAGGGGAUCACGGGGGGUAUUAUCCGUAGUCCAUCGAUUAAACGCUAUGUAUACCCAUGCUUAGACUAGCCCAUGUUCAAGCGAGUAUUAUACUUUUAUUUUCUUUAUUUUAGUGCAAUGUUAUCAAUAUGCUGCCUAGCAGUUAGGUUUCAGGUGUUAUAUUUAAUCUUUUCCCCACAAGCACUGCUGGAGCAUUAUAAGACCUGCUAUAUUAAUGCCAUGCACUUUCGAAAUCCUUAUUUUUUCUCACAUCUGACCAUGCUUAAUAUCUACUUAAAUAUAAAAUUGUGCACGUAUUCAAUCUAGCCUACCCCUUUGUUACAUGUGUUUUACCUAUGCAUAAGGAUUGCCGUUGGGGUACCGCACGCGCUUAUGUUAAAUUAAUAUGCACUGCAAAAAUAAAAAAUUUAAAAAAUAUAUAUAUGCAAAUAUAAUUAUUACAAUGAAAAUUAAAUGCACAUAUUUAAAGUUACUACACUUUUUUAGCAAUUUCCCAGACUGCCCAGUUCCAUUAUUGAUGUCUCACCAAACCAGGGAGUAACUCACUUCAUUUAGCUUUCCCUGAAUAUGUGGGAGAUGUAGUUCUUGUUGCAACUUUCUACUGGAGAAACAGGAGAAUUAGAAAUCACAUCAUGUUCAUAUUAUUUUUGGAGAAAAAAAAGAGAAACACUGUGUGCUUAGGUUGGGUUGGAGAAACAGAAAAGGUGGGCCUAUGGAACAAAAUUAAUUAUUUAAACAUGAAAAGUAAAGCAGAGGGGUAGUCGUGUUUGGAGACACAAGAGUAUGAAGACACAGGGUGUUUGACAAAGGAAGAUAAAUCUGGUGGUAAUGUUGAUCACAGACUGAAAAAGGGUUAUCUCGGUGUGGCUUUUUUUGUGAGUGUUAAAAGUUUAAGUAGGAAUAUUCCAAAACAUUCACAAGAUCCAGACCAGUACAACAAAUCUUAGAUUAUGAUAAAAUCUGUUAUAGUCACAUACAUACCUGUAUACUAGGGCAGUAUAAAGCAGUGAUACAUAACCCUGACCAUGCAGAUAUUUGUGGUCAUUUGUUAUGAAACCCAAGCAGUAACAUAUAAGGCAUAUACAGUAACACUCGUGUAAGAGAGCCAUUCUAACAUACAGAGCUAACAAAUAUAUUAUAUGGCCAACAGCUGAAAUGGGCUACAACAGGGUGUUUGCCAUGCACACAACUUUGUAGUGAUUGCAUUUUUUUUUCUGUGUCUUUGCAAGCAUCUGGCAGAAGAGAAACCAGAAGGCCUUAUUAAUGAAGCGGCGAGGUAUUACUGCUAAUUAAAUGCCCGUGUGUCUGUUUAGCUUUUGUAAUGUAUGAUAAUCUCCAGCUCUGUACCUGAUCUAUCAUUGUCCUUAGAAAUAUAAUGUGAAUCUUUUUUUUUCAGCUUAGCCAUAAACAAAAGAAUGUUUGGAUCCAAUAGGACAAAAUAUCGGACAAUGUAUAGGUUUAUUUAGAUGAAUGCAAAUGAUUUUUGUGAUAACCUGAGACCGUAUUCUAAUAUGUUACUUGGUUUUAGUGGGCUAGUAUAUCGAAGGUAAUUUAAACUACACAACAUUCAAAUGCAAAAUAAUCUGUUGUUUGCAUCUAUGUAUUUUAUUGCUUUGAAUGAGAAUAUAUAUUUUUUUUCUGGAUUCUAGGCAGGUUGCAUUGGCAGAUGUUAUAAUUGUCAACAAAACAGAUUUGGUAUCACAGCAAGAGCUAGAAGAUGUGAGAAUUGCUGUUAGGUAUGUCUCCUAUAAGUUUUCUUAAAUCUAUCAUAGGACAAUGACCAGGCAUAGAUGUUUCUUUAAAAAUUACACAAUACGUUCAGACUUAUCAGUCAUUUGAUGUGAUCAGAGUUUUUUGUGUGUUUUUGAAAAAUUAUUUUUAUAUACAAUUUUCAGAUUAUUUAUUUGUAUUGUAAUAUGUAGUUAUGACUUUUAAUAUAAAUAUGCCAAAACCUCAAUUUUAUAGGUACCAGAUUGCAGUAAUCUGAAUGUGAAUGGGACAGAUGAAAUACAUGGUAUACAGAAGGGCUGGUAGGAGGAGAAUUGAGUUGUCUAGAUUUUAGAUAUCCAUGAAAUAUGAGGCAGCACAGUAAAAGUUCUAUUCAAUAUCUGUGCCCAUGGUACAACUCUUGGCAUGCUUGCCUUUCUUUUCAAUUUGCUUUUUCUAUAUUGCAUUAUUAGGAUUGAUGCCUGCUUUUGUGUGUGCAUAUAUAUAUAUAUAUAUUUUUUUAUAUAUAUAUAUAUAUAAUAUAUAUAUAUAUAUAUAUAUUUUUUUUUAAUAAAUCCCCAAAAAACAAACUGGCUUGUUCUAAACAUGCAUAUUCUCCAAAUGGUGUUAUUACCCAUCGCAUCCACAAAUAGAUGCUCUUCCUCUGUCCUCUUUCAUAAAUGUACCCAUAUCCUUAAAAUAGCAUCAUUAAUAAUUGCAUUAUGUUAAUGAGAGUGAUGCAAUUAAUGCGCUUCCCAAUUACUUGAGAUAUAAAUGCAACCAUAAAAGUUUUUGGAUAAACAUGGAUAAAUCUUUUGCAUUACCUAUAAAUUUAUCAGAUGCCAACUGGAGUCUAUGUACCAUACACAGCUUACUCAAACUGUAACAUAUUUGGGAGGAUAAGUGACUGAUAAUCCAGCCACCCUUUACACUGCAAACUAUGCUCCCUUAUUUUGUUUUAUAAAACAUGAUUUAGAAUUUUGGGGAAAAGCUUAUAUCAUGUAUGGGUAUCCUUUUCGAAGCUUUGCCAAUAAAUGUUGAUAAGGGGGGAUUAAAGGGUAUCCAGAGAUCAAUAGAUUCCUUUAUUUGGGAAAGGAAGAUUCAUAAACUGGCAAAGUACAUGCUCUGCGGGCCAAAGUCAAGGGGCAGUAUGGGACCCCCCAUAUCUUAAUGUAUUAUUAUGCUGCACAAUUGAUGCAGAUAGUGAUGUCGCAUGCUCCUCCGGGUGAUAGUAGGUGGGUGGACCUGGAGUUGCAUAUUAUGGGAUCAGACUUUCCCAUGUUUUCUAUAUAGCUUAGCAGAUCAAUCACAGAGAGUCCUUCUCUGCACAACAAAAUUUGAGGUGUGAAGCUAGAGGGUGAUUCCAGGGAGAAAAUAUGGGAGGCUGCUGCUAAGGACUCUAUAUGUCCUGUCCCAAGAACAGAUAUCUAAAAUAUUGUUCAGAUGGCAUACUUACUCUGUUCAACUGUUCCAUAAUGUCAGGUCCUCCACUGACACUUGCUGGAAACUAUGUUGUCAAAGAGGAACAUAUCUCCAUGUGUAGUGGACAUGCCCAAUGGUAGUGCCCUUUUGCCCUUCCUUUUUAUCUUUAUAGUAUCUUUUCUUUUUAUAUAUUUAAUAUACUCAUAUGUUCAAUUGUAUGAGCAUGCUACACCAGUGCACAAAUACGCUAUUUAUGUAUUUCUUUUUGCUUAUUUUUGGAAAUAAAUAAUUAAAAAAAUAAAAAUAAAAUACAGCCUCAGGCUGGUUUGGUACUGGUGGAACCGAUUUGACAGUAACUUGAAGAAUGGUUCCCACCUCCCUUGAUCUGAAUUUAGGUGACCUACUUAGACAGAUAACUACAUAUAGACUCCUAUAUUACCCAGUUCAGUUAGUGAAAAGUGCUAAAAAUGUAUUAAGCGAUAAACAACCAUACCAUGUAAUGAAGUCAUUUUAAAGCAAUGUUAUACAUUCAGUACGUAUAUUGUUUUUAACUUUUUUUCUUUCUUAUUCUGCCAAAGGUCAAUUAAUGGAAUUGUCAAAAUGUUGGAAACCCAAAGAUCCCGGUAAUUACAUGUGUAUAUAUUGUGCUGUUGUAGUUUGUAUAGUUAAAUAUCUAUCUGCAUGUGCGUUUGUGUGUGUGUGUGUAUAUGUGUGCAUAUAUAUACGGUACAUACACACAAACACACAUAUAUAAAUAUAUAUAUAUAUAUAUAUAUAUAUAUAUAUAAACUGAAAAGUUGGCUGUAUCUUUGGCAUUUUCCUGCUUUUCACACUAAAGCAGAUGUUAUCACAGUAAAAGGGACACUAUAGUCACCAAACAACUUUAGCUUAAUGAAGCAGUUACAGUGUAUCGAUCAUGUCCCUGCAGUUUCACUGCUCUGUGUUUAUGCAGCUCUAGUCACACCUCCCUUCAUGUGACACAACCUCCUAAACACUUCUUGUAAAGAGUCCUCUAAUGCUGAAACUUCCUUUAUUGCAAAUUCUGUUUAAUUUAGAAUUUCUUAUCUACUGCUCUGUUGAUAUCGUGGUACACCCUGCAGGAGCCUCCUAUAUGUGAUUAACCCCUUAAGGACACAUGACAUGUGUGACAUGUCAUGAUUACCUUUUAUUCCAGAAGUUUGGUCCUUAAGGGGUUAAAGUUCAGCUUACAGAGAAGGAGAUAAAAACAUUUAAAGUAAGUUACAUCUAAUUGAAAAUAAAAUGUUUUUCUCCCAUGCAGGCUUUAUCAGUCACAGCUAGGAGAGGUGUGGCUAGGGCUGCAUAAACAGAAACGGUUAUUUAACUUCUAAAUAGCAAUGUCCCUUCUCAGAGUGCUCUCUAUCAAGUUUAUAUAUUUAAUUUAGUUGGAGUUUAGUAUCUGGACGAACCUUUUUUUUUUUUUUUUUUUGUGUGUGAGACAUUGAGCGCAAAGCUCAUGUUGAGAUCUAUAUACAUGGAUAACCUAUGAGUUAUGGGAAAGCGUUCCAUGCGGCUGGCCUGAUGUAGCGCAGAAUUCCCAGAGGUCUUAUCUAACAUUUUACGAUGAUCAGGUGGCUAAUAUUCAGAGCGCUUAUUGCUUGGGUGGGAGCGGGGACAAGGAGCCAUGGCGGUAUGAUUAGCGCUCUUUGAGGACAUUUUAUUAGUGUUCCUACACAUAACCUUUUUUUGUGAUGCCCCAUUUGGUUUUAAAUUCAUUUUAAAGAUUUAGAAAAUUACUUUACAAUUCAGUUAAUUCCUGGCACAGUAAGUGCACACGUUGCAAAUGGGAAGGAGAAUUAGAAUCAUUUCAUUUCUCUUUUUCUAUGUAUGCUCUCUCUAUACUGACUGCCCGAUGCAAAGAACAGAGCUUAUAACAAUAAUUGACUUUGAGCCAAGAUGGAGGUGCACAGUUGCAUGAUUAAGAGGUGUACAUUUAUCAAUUAGAUGUUCUUUCCAAACCUCACAAACACAUAUUUGUUAAAUAUAGGGGAAGUAAGCAAACAUAAUAUUAAACAUUAUAGGAAGUGACAGUCCCUACUGCUUUAAGUAUGAAAUGCAGCGACAUUCCCUGUUAUUUAAUGUUCUACAUACAGUAAUGAUUUAUAUGUGAAUGCUUCAGGAUAUAUUUAUCUGAUGUUAAAUGGCCGCUGAUUAUUAUAUAAUGUGGCAAAAUAUUCUGGUGUCCUUCUUUUGAGGAGGGUCACCCUUUUUUUUAAGCACUGUCAUAUCUGUUUACAUGGGACAAAUUCAUGUUGAGUUGGAGUAUUGUGUUCAUCAUUAAAUCAAUAUGCCUAAUUCUUCUUUAUUACUCUAUAUCAAUAACAUUCUGCUUAGUAUUGAAGAAGUGCAGGCAGCAUGAAAAGCCAUUAUCUCAUUAAACAUUCAGCCAAGCCAAACGAAGACUGCCUUACACACAAUUACAAUGCCCUGACAAGUGUUCAACAGAAAUACAUGAAAGACUAAAAUUCUUUAUAUUCAGAAUAACAAUGUAUCAUAUACCUACAGAAUAAACAAAAGCAAUAGUAAAUCAAUGUCAGAAAAUAAACUAACUCAAAACUAAUCAUUAUAAACACAUACAAACUCUCAACUCUCAUAAGAUCCUGUGUAUAACAAUCACCUCAUGGCACACACAAAUCCCUCUCCCUCAAAAUAUAAAAUAAAUAGGCAAAAUAAGGCACCACCUGAUGUCUGUUCAACAUCAUAAAAUAAUAGAAGACAAACUGAUACUGGAAUUAAUUACCAUAGCAUUUCUUAGUAUUCACAAAAAGUGUAAUGUUGUAAAGUAUGUGCAAACAACUUUCUGCCUUAUUUCAGGAUUUUUUUUGCAACGCUCUGUGGACCCUGUAAUACCCAACUUCUUGCUAAAUAAUAAAAAGCUGAAGGCUCACAUUAUACAUUCUCCCUUCAACUUAAUUAAUGCAUCAGUUAACUUAAAAGAACAGUUGCAUGGAAGAACAGCUCCCACGAGGUCCACAAACGCAGAUUGAUCCCUCACCUGAUACCAAGAUGUGACAGUUCAUUGCACGAAGUUGUGCUGGCCCUGAAGUUUGGCCCGAAACGGGUUUCUUGACCUGUUGCAGGGAGAUAAAAGACCUCAGUGACUGAGGUGCACAGCUGCAGAUCAAAAUAUUGACUGCCCACAAAAACAGAACCAGUAUAAUGAUAUUAUAUAUGUCAACCUAUAUACACUAACAUCAUCCCUUAAGGGAAAACUCUUGCACAUGGCCUGCAGGCCAAAAAUGGGAACAAGCAAACCACUACAGAUUUGCUGCCUAGCCAAAUGGUCCACCUAUACAAUUACUUAUGUUGACCAUCCACAACUAAUAAAGAAAGUUCCUAAACUACACACAUGGAAAUGGUACCGACAGACACGGCCACAUUACCUCACAAACGUAGGGUGGUUUACAAACCACCACAACCUAAAAUAUGCGACAACCAACACCAAGCUGCAAUGUAGUACUUACUGAUGACACUAACCAUAUUGUCGCUAAAUGCAAAAGGACUUAAUUCUUCUCACAAAAGGAGACUGGCCUUAGCUGACGCCAACAAAAUGAAGGCUCAUAUAGCGUUCUUUCAGGAAACCCAUUUCCUCAAAUCUAGAAUGCCUAAGUUCUCCUCGAGACAAUACCCGGUGGGCUUUCAUGUAGGGUAUGAAAAGAAAAAAAGAGAAGUGUCCAUAUUGAAGCUACAAAGCUACAAAAAAAAAAUAGGAGAUUAAGAGGGCAGAUUCCUCAUGAUCCAAUGUACAUUAAAUAAUGACCCACACACGCUCCUGAAUGUAUAUGGCCUGCACGAAAAUCAGACAGACUAUCUCAAAAAGAUCAUAGCGAAGACCAAUAGCUAUACAUAUGGCAACUUAAUUAUAGGGGGAGACACUAACUUUAUUAGUGGGGGAGUCACUUCGAGAGCCACUCACAGCCACUCCCGACUGUGCAAGGUUCGAAAGGUCAAUUCCCUGCUCACAUAAAUCAGCAUCAGAGUCACUCAAGGACUCAGCACCUGGCUUCUCAGGUUGUGCUCUAGCACAUUUUCAUUGCCGUGCCCAUGGCUUUUUUGCGUGAUACAGGCACGCUUUCAUGGGUGACCUCAGGUUCACUAGUCAUAUGGGUUUUGGAGGCAGAGAGAGUUAAGUGCCUGGAUUUGGCAGUAGCCUUCUUGGGUGCGUCCCCUGAAAGGUCUAAACCAGAACACGGUUGGCGCGUCAGUGGGCCCGAACUUUCUGCAGCCAGUGGGCGCAAGAGUAAGGCCAGGGAGAGGGCAGAGGACAUAGAGCCCAUAGCUGCCAUAAUAGCGUCAGUGACUGAGCGCCAGGGACUGAGCCUCAUCAGGCAGAGACAUAGGGCUAACCACUGAUGAAGGGGAGCUAGAAACUGAAGAGUGGUUCCCCAAACCUUGAGGCAUAUCCAUCUCACCAGGGGAAGGUGGGCAGGCAGGCACCAUAGAUUUGAGCCUAUUGUAUGCUGAAAGACCCACAAAAUAAAAAUCCAGUACAAUAUUAGACCCUGAACAAGCUGUAGAAAAAACAAUAACCGUACAGGCUGGUAGGAGUUAAUCACCCUAGACUAGUUACACCAGAGAGGGAGAGAUAGGGGAGCUCGCCAGGGCCCAAACCAGCAGACCGGAUAGACACGAGGUAAAACAGACGCAGAAGGACGGAAGAUCAAAAAAUGGCCACUGCCAGUCUCGCGAGAUUCGCGGCAAAAAAUCCUCUGAACGCUUCCAAUUCGCGAACCGAAAGCUUGGCAAAAUGACUAAUUAGUGGGAACAAACUAAUGAAGGUCAGUACACAGCAAAACAUCCCAACAAAAACCAUUUCCAGCAAAACAGUAGAACGCGACAAACUAGUUGAACGGUACCAUAUGCCGGUCAAACUAACGAAUGGCACAGAUUCGUGGCGAGUUUAGCCAAAAGGGCUUGACUUGAGACAUGAAAAUAGCCGAACAGUAGUGAGGAAACAGGCGCAAAAGGGCGCCAAACAAUCAGGAAGAAGGGGGGAGACCAAAAAGCAGAAAAAUAAAGAAAAAUAAGGAAAAAAGGAUAUGAAGAUAGAAGCAAUAAAGCAAAGCUCAAGAGAGAGAGGAGAAAUACAUAUAAGAAUCCCCCAAAGGAAGGUCUGGAACCCUUGGCUCAAAGGUAAAUAUAAUUUAACUUUAAUAUCAUAUAAAACAGAAUUAAUAAACAGGAAAAAAAACAGACUAUAAGAUACGAUAAUAAUAAGUAAGUAAUAAUUAAAUAAUAAGUACUUAUCUUUUGUGGAGCAGCAAAGAAAGAGGAAGCUCGAGAGGCAGUGCUUGCGGUUAUACUGGGACCUGGAUCGGGAUUGGCUAGUGUCUCAUUGUAUUUGUUAUAUUUUUUCUACUUGUGUUCUUUGCUGCUAUUGGUGGACAGUAAAGAAAGGGUUAAGCAAUAUGAGCCUCCGUGUCUUGACAUAGAAUUGUGAGUCACUAACAGAAGAAGUGAAAAAAAGUAAGUUCUUUUUUUAAAGCUAUGCUUACUCAAGAGUUUCAUGGUGAUGUGUGGCUUUGGCUGCUGUUCUCAGUUUCUGUGUAAAACUAUUUUGGAGAAGAUUGAUUUAAAAAAAAUAUAUUGUUCCCUAAACCUGCUAUUGAGGGAAAACGUCACUGUGUAUCGAGGGUCUGUCCAUUCAUGUUCUUCCCCAGUACUGCUGAAGUGCAGAAUUUACAGCAUAAUCCAUGCCUGAUGAAGGGAUCUUGGUGUCCUGAAAACAUGCAUAAUAUCCCUCUUUUAUUAAUUAAAAAGGUAUUUAUACGUGUGUUUUUGUUAUUUUAUACCAUUUGGCAUUAACAAAUACCUUGCUGUCUCAUACUUGCCUUUGGUCAGUAUAGGACAACCAUUAGAACCUGGCCUGUUACAGCAGCCAUGGACUGAAGAGAUAGUGAUGUGGUUUAAAUCAGGUUUGUGCUUGAUAUGGAAAUCGGUUACUUGAUCUUGUGUUAACUAGCAUGCUUGUUUUCUUUUCUAGGGUGGACUUAACAGAAAUCCUAGAUUUACAUGCUUUUGACAGCACGUUUGGGGGAAGGUAAUGAUUCAAACGUAUUUAUGACAAAAUAUUGCUUUUAUUUUUAGCUAAUCUCAGAGUUAUUUACUAAAGUAGUUUCAAUUUUAAGGCAAGAGUAGCCAAACUGAAAGCAUAGCUGGCUUAGACUAUUUUUCCAUUUCGGCUGUUUUGACCUCAAAUUUGUAUUUCACUUUGAAUUCUCAAUUUAGUCAAUAAUCCUGACAGUAGAAACCUGCAUAGACUUGCCUCAUUCAGUGAGAAGCGUGAUUUGACCUGACAUCUAGUUAAUAUUUGUGCUAAAUGUUUGUGUAACAGAGUGUCCUUCACAUAGUAACACAUGGUCUGCUUUAGAUUAAAAAGUAUUUUAUAAAGUAUUUAAUAGUCUAGUGGCACUGUAAAGGGUUAAUAUAAUGUAUAUGACAGGCAUUUUCCUGUAUUAUGUGGAGAUAUUAGUUUGAAUGCCUAGUUUUCACUCCUCAUUUGUUACUGGGUUACAUUACGUCUCCAGUUAUUUUUUCAAAAUUGAACACGUUUUUCUUUUUAUUGAAACAGUUUAAACAUUUAUAUUUAAUUUUGGUGAAUUUACCUAUGGGGGGUCUCAUUUCAGUAAUGUAAGGCUAUCACAGUAUGCCAAUUAGAAAAUACUGGCACAAACAAAGUGCCAAGUGAAGGUCAUUCAAAUCUUAACCUAAAAAGGGGGUAACCCUAAAUACAUAACUGAAGGAAUAGAAGCACAAAAAUAGCAUCAGUCAAAAAAGCUGACGAGAAGCAUAAAAAAGGAUGCUAAGAAAAAAAAAUAUCUUUGUAUAGCAACAAAUAAAAUGUAAAAGAGACACAAAAGAAGAUUUAUUAGUGUCCACAACACAUUCACAUUGACUCACAAAAAAGUGUUGUGUGAGGUGUUUUGGCGGGACCAAACUGUAUUCCUGCUUAUUAUGGAUUUCCUUUAAAGGUAGGUAGUAAACAGCUAAAGCAAUCCUUUUAAGAUUAAGCAGCUGCGGUGGAUUAAACUUGACACCAUUACUUCCAUACCUCAUGUAGACUUCUAUUCACCUCAGUAGCUUGUCCACAAACACACUUUCCCUCCCUUUUAAACCUACUGUUACCAAUUUACCCCACGCAGCUCUUCCUAAACCUUGCAAAUGUUUUUUGAAGUCCUUGCCAGCCCCCUGCAGAAGAGUGUAUGCUACAAUUGACAAGGAUGUAAUCUGUUUGACAAUAUUUGGUUGAAAAAUCCCUCCAUAGAAGGAUCUCAUUAUUGUCUACUUAGGAAUUAUAUGUAGCUAGUUAGCAUGUGACAGAAAGGGUUAAAUAAACUGUUAUUUCAUGAAUAAAAAAAAAAAAACUCCUAUUGGGUACUGCUUGUGUGUGGUUUUUUUUGUCUGGACACACUUGGGAAAACUUACAUUCUUGGUGACAAGUAGGCAAAUAUGUUAUCAUGCCAGCUGAGGAAUUUAUCGUUUCCAGUUCAUUUUCCAGAUCAAAGUUGUAGGGGUAAAGAGACAUGGAAUGCCAUUCUAAUUAAGGCCUCUGUAAACUUGUUACAAUGAUGCGUAGGACACUUUACCAAAGUUCAAUGUACGAGUGGGUCAAACACUUUAACAGCAGCAUCUAAGUGCCCGGUUUAAGUAUCAGCUGGCACCCAGGAAUAUAAUGUCUUAAAUCACUAGCUCUCUGGAGAUCAUUAUAUGUUACUUACAAUGAUGGAGCCUAGAUUAGACGUGUUAUACACACUAGAAGUUAAGUGACCUCUGUUUAAUGCAUCAUGCAGUGAUAAAAACUGCAUUUGCUUUAACUUUGCUUUUCCAACAGACCAUGGUAAACAACAAAAACAAUAGUAAGGAAGUCCUUGAGUACUUUAUUAUCAUCAUCAUUUUAACGCCCUUUAACAUGCACUUUGUCAUGCAGGAGUACUCUUUGUACCUUUAUUUUGGCAUGAUACAAGCUAUUCUAUUUUGAAAUAUGUACCUGUAUGAAAUACAGGGCGAAGGUUGUUAAUUAAUCUGCCAUUCAGUUUACAGGACAAAUUGAUCCCAGUGGCGUCUCACCCACAUCUUGAUAAGGUAAUGGAUGUUUUUGUUCUUUUCAUGUCCCUGUUAGUUUAUUUAAAUUUUUUGGCGUUUGUAAUUUCAUUAUCUAUAAACAUAAAAAAAUGAAUGACUCCUGCGACGAGAUCUAGUAAACAUGCAUAUAUGUGUUACAUAGUGUCCCUCACAGUUAGCAAUAAGCGAAUGUGUUAUUAGGGUUUUAGUGUGCCAAAAAGAAAAAUAUGUAUCAAUUUCUCCACUCUGGUGGCUAUUCAUUGAGACCCCUGGUAAAUGGGGAUUAAGGGGUCUCUAUUUGCUUAUUUUUAAGGCUGGGAUCUUUGCCACUGGUUUUUGGAAUUCACGCUCAUUUAGUGGGUAAUCAUGUCUUUUUUCAAUGCUUUAUUGGAUAUUAUGUUUUGUGUGUAUUUCCUUUCAGUUCUGCCAUUUGCAAGCUGUACUUUGGCGCUCUUAGUGGCAACAAUGAAAUGCAUUGUUAGUUGGGUAAACCUACAUAGUGAAGGUUAAUCUUUGAAUUGCACUGCCUAUUCAGUUAAUUUUUACCUUGAUUUAUUUAUUUAUUUUAAAUUCUUUAUUUUUGCCUCACUCCACUUGGGAGUAUGCAACAGACGAUAUUCCUGGAACAAAGUUAUAGCAUACAACAAGCAUGACAUUUAGACAAUAUGUAUCAGUACAGAGUGGGGGGAGGAUUUUUAUAUAUGUAUGGGCAUGCUGGUCUAACAGGUAGCAUUCACUGUAGUGUAGAACCUUUCUAAAGGUACAGAUUAGCACCCUCUUAUAACAUAUCUAUGGCAUAUGUGUAUCGUGCUAUAAAGAGUGGGGAGGGUGGGUUGGGGGACUUCUCAGAUAACGUGCACCCUCUGUGUAGGUUCGUCAAGAUAGCGUCUAGGUCGGGGUGUCUCAGCUCCCCGUUGAGGUAACAGCUACAUUACAGAGGGGAGAAGGGUAGUUAGGUAUAAGUGGGAGCGCAGCAGCGGGUAAUAAUAACCAUCAAAAAUAAUGUAAGAGAGUUAUAAUAUUGUUAGUACGCACUUCGUCCGUAUGAUCUUGUUUUCCUUCUGGCUUGUUGGUCGCUGCAGACGAACUGUGUGUCUUGGGCCAGUCAAGUGACCAGGAGUGCAGGCGGGCGUCCUGUGGUUGACCGUGGUGCGAAGGUCGGGAUCUUAGACGGGUCCAGGUUUCGGAGGCGGGAGGUUGAGUCUUGUUCAGGUAGCAGCUUCAGGCUGCGCAUGUUGGUCUCUAGUUCCAGAGGGUUCUUGGCUCUGUAGGUGCCUCCCUGGUGAGUGAGUAUGAGUUGUCUGGGGUUUCCCCAGCGGUAGGGCACGUCCUGGGCUCUUAGGAUUUGGAGUAGUGGUUUCAUUGACCUGCGCCAGAGUAAUGUCUUUUUGGUGAGGUCAGGGAAUAGGAGCAGAGAUGCGCCUUCGAAUUGGAUUGGGGUUUUCCCUCUCACUGCAGAUAAAAUUAGAGCUUUGUCGUGCAUUGUUUGGAAGCGGAGAAUAAGAUCCGCCGUGGCCGUGGCAGGGGCAUUUUUUGGCAUUGGUAGCCUGAACAUGCCAGUUUUAGUGCCUUUGUUUGUUUGGCCGGUAGCAGUGUUGAGAUGAGACGCCUUAUGUAGUGUGGCGUUUCCUCUGUACUCACUGUGUCAGGGAUGCCCCUCAGUUUAAGGUUGUACCGUCGCCUCUGUUCUUCCAGGGUGUCAACUCUGGCCUCCAUGCCUUUCUGGGCUAGUUGUAUUUCUUCCAGCCUACCUUGAUUUAUAAUGUCAAAUUUAUAUUUUCAUCAUGUGAAUUAGUAUCUAUUUUCAGUAGCGUACAUUACUGGUUUUUGUAACUGGUGACUGGCAUUACAUAUUAUUGCCUUGUUUGUUUUUUAUUAUCCAUUGAGAGGACACCCCAAAGACAGCUUAAUCUAAAUGAAGUUGUUAUGGUGCCAGGAGGCCCACUCUUACCUCAAGAGGUUAAAAAGUUCCUCCAGUGGCGAUGUCCACUCCCCCCCCAGGUGGCAUCAGGCUUAUUCAUUUUUAGAUUCAGAAGGUGCAAAGUGCCUCCGGCAGGGCACCGAUGAUUGACUAAGUAGUCUACUGGUCUCCAUUUACUAAAAUCAGCAACUUUGGGCAGUUUAACCCCUUGAGGUAAGAGUGCCUCCAGGAUUCCACUCGCACCAUAACAACUUAAUUUAGAUGAAGUUGUUUUGGUGCCUGGAGUGUCCCUUUAAUCUUUAUUAAGUGAUAAACUGUCACUCCAUGAGUUUAAUUAUUAUAUUUACUAGGGAUCGACCAAUUAUCGGUCUGGCCGAUAUUAUCGGCCCAUAUUUUGUAUUUUCAGAAGUAUCGGCCAGUAAAGAUACUGAUAUUGCCGAUAAUGAAGACCAGGGCCGGCAUCAGGGUCCUGGAGGGCCCAUGGCGGUCCUGGGGGGCCCAGCACACUCUUACUUACCUUCCCAGCUGCUCCCUUUAGCAUCCGUGUCUAAAUCUUAUGAGUCCCGUGGCCGUCAGAGCGUUGCCACGGGUUCCCAUGGCAAUGCUCCAUGUGGCACACAGGCCGCGAGAGUUAGACAGGGGAGCUGCUGGGAAGGUAAGUAUCAGUGUGCUGGGCCCCAUCUGCACAGUCCAUUCCACCUGACCUCCAGGGAAUUCCAUACCCCCCUCCAUGGCCAAGUAAGAAGCAGUGAGGGGGGCUAAAACAUAAUUUAAAAAAAUUCAAUAUAUAAAAAAACAAGUUACAUAAAUAAAAAUGCUCCCCAACACCCCCCAUUGUAUACACUUAACAUACCUGCACAAACACACACAGUCUGCAUUCCUCAUAUAUACACACACACUCUGCAUUCAUUAUAUACAUAUGUAUAUUUUGUGCAUUUACCUUGAUAAAAAAAAGAUUUGCAAAUAAAUAAAUAAUAAACCUGUUCAGUUAACAGUAGAUUUGUGUAGAAAUAGUUUAUUUUUUUAAAUGGUAAAUGUACAGAAUAUCAGUAAAUUAUCGGCCUGAAUGUUCACAGAUUAUCGGUAUCGGCUUUAAAAAAUAAAAAAACGGUCGAUCCCUAAUAUUUACCUAUUUAUUUGUGAUAUGUGAAAAAAUAAAUAUAGAAAUCUGCUCUUAGUCAUUCAGUAACUGGCAGUGUUUUAAGGUCUGUCCUUUGUAUUUUGCAGUCAUUUUAGAGAAAGUAUGCAGAGAUGAGAAAUUAAACACCGUUUUAAUUUCAGCUCUUCAUGUGCAAUGUUUGCCCUCGCUUUCCCUUGUGUAAUCUGACUAAUGAUGUAAUUUGCUAAACCUUUAAUAUAUCUUGUACAAAAAGUCACUUCUAGGUGACUUUCAAUGUCUUAUUCAGUGGUGUAAACUGCAGAGACUUGACCGUUCCCUUUAACUUUCCCAACCUCAAUAUCUACUCCAUAUUCUAGCAAAAUGUUUGUAAAAUAUAUUUUUAUUAAAACGCCAGAAACAAACAAAUUGCAUGCAUUUGUGAAUUGCAAACUGUGAUAGCUGAAAUAGUUGAAGUAUUGGAGUGUAUUGCUUGUGGUAAAUCUCUUGGUGGUGGUCUUGGGAAAUUAAGCUUUGUUAUUUUUUGUUUGACAAAGACAAAAUCUCUAAGAACAUAUAAUGGGUACAGGAGGUGGACAUUAGCCCUCUUUUGAGGAUUCAGAGUAAUCUUCUGCCAUUUCUGUUUUAGGUCAACAAUAUGUCUAUUUGUCAAAAUACACCUUGUUAUACAGGAUAAUCUACCUUUCCUUCUUGGUUAGGGCUUACAGUCCCUAGGGGGGAUGCUCAUUGCUAUAAACCUGGCCCAAGAACUCCACCUCUGCAAAGCAGGAACCUAAUUACUGAAACUCAAGUUCCAGGAAGGUGCUGUCAGGGGGUAUCUGCCCCACUUUAAUAGCAGGCAGUACUAUUUUCAAUAUGAAUGUACUCUGCCUUUUACAGGAUAUUCUAUUGUUAUGCGCUGAGGGCAAUUUCCUGCUUACCAAUUAAGUUAAGACUUGGCUGUGUCAAUUAACAUAUUAGUAGAACUUAGACUACCAGUGAUCAGGGCCAGCUUUCACACCUGGGGAAUCUGUUUGAUAUAAAGCCAUGUUCUUGAAUAAUACUUCACAAGUGCUGAAAAAAUGUUUUGGUUGGAAAUCAGGAUGAAGAGAACCACAUUUAUUGUAAAGGUAUACUUGUCUAUGUUUGAUAAGAGGACCUAUUGUUCUCUAAAAACUCCAUUAAGUAAUAGGCAAUAAUAAAAUAUCAAAGAAGGAGAAAUGUUGGUCGCAGAGCGCAAAGUACUAACCAGUGGAGGUAAUUAUCCAGCCUGAAGUUCCAAAUUAACCACUACUCGUUUAUUCCCUGAAAUAUAUAGUUUGGUGGUGUAAUUGCCAAGCUACGAGAUUUAUAAAAAAGAAAAAAAAUAGUCGUGUGUAUGUAUAUAUAAAAGGUUUCAGAAAUAAACACAUAAGUGCUGUGAAAUUCAGACAUUUGAAUAAUAGAUUAAACGUGUUACCUUUGUGUAUCAGGAAUGCUGUGUUCUAUAUUACACUUGCCUAAACAUUACAGGAGCUAUGUAAAAGACAUUGAAUUAACACAUUUUAGCACAGUAUCUCUUCACACUUCUAUGUUGGUCUAAAUCGGUGAAGGUGAUGUGUUGCUUGUCCGUAAACUUUAAAAAAAAUAAUAAUAAUUAGUGGCUAUAGGACAGUAUCAUCAUCCUUCAUUAGUGUAAUGUUGGACAGAAUUCACUCACUGAGAGAGCACUUCCUGUCAGGAUAGGGCUCCCUCACAGGCCCUAUAGGUAUAAUGAAUGAGAAAAAGGUGGCGCCACAGAGAUAAUAUAUAAGCAAGUAGUAAUAUAGAAAUAAACAAUGAUAUAUAAUACAGAGAGAGAACAAUAAAAAUAAUAGGUGUGUGUAUAUAUAUAUAUAUAUAUAUAUAUAAAAAUAAAAAAUAUAUAUAAAGAACAGACCAAAAAGAGUCCAGUAAAACCUUUGGAUGAGAGAACAAUCACAGUUCUAUCGGAAGUGGAGACGUCUAUGGAGUAGUGGGAUCGAGCGGUUCGGGGGAUCCGUAUGAAAGAGAAAAGAAAAUCUAAUAGUGCAAUUAAAUAGGUAGCAGCCGAUAAAAAUUGUCUAUAUGGUCCUACUCUAGUAUAAACUGCGUACAGUGGUAUAACCCCCACUUAUGGGAUACCUGAGGGAGUGUUAUAAGUAGAUAUCUUGUCAGAAGGGCACCAUAUGUAACAUAAAAAAAACCACAAUAGUGCUCACUGUGAUAAAACCAGGAGAGUGUAUUUAUACUAUAUAGACCAUAUAUAUAUAUAUAAUUAUGUUUAUGUUUCUCUCUCUGUAUUAUGUAUCAUUGUUUAGUUCUAUAUUACUACUUGCUUAUAUUUAAUUUUAUAUAUUAUCUCUGUGGCGCCACUUUUUUCUCCUUCCUUACUCCUGGUACCAAAACUAUUAAAGUGCACUGUAGUAAUUAUGGCUCUAGGAGAAUUCCUUUAAGGAAGAAUAAACACUUUUGAACACCAUUUUAUAUUUUGACAAAAGGAAGCAUAAGCAAUUAAUGAAACAGGAUAAGCUCUGCUGACAUUCUGUAAGAAUGUCACUUUUUUGUUAUUUAAUUUGGUCAUAACUGCCUCAUUUGACAGAAUGCCAGACACCUAGUGCGUUCUUAUUUUUCUAUGUUAAAAAUCAAUUUAUUCCUUUUUUUUUUUUUUUAAAUAAUUGUUACACACACAUAUUCCCCUAUUGCAAAGAAUAAAUGAUUCUUUUUCAACUUUAAUUUUUAUUUAAAGAAAUGUCAGGUGAUCCCCGCUUAGAAAAAUAGCUCUGUCCUAUAAUCUGCCCCAAAAGUAGGUAGCAACAUUUUUGUAUUUCUGAUAUAAAAGUAGACUAAAGAACAUAUCAAAAACUAAUCUCACAUUACAUUUCCAUUCGUGUAGUGGAAGCAUUGGCUUUUGAGCAUGACUAAAGAGCACACUAGAUCUUUGGCCAUUCCCAUGCCUAUGUAUAGAUUUCUGCUGAUUAAAAUAAUUCUAUUGUUAUGGUAAGUCAGCUGUUGUUGCAAAGCUAACAAUGUCACUUCAUCUCUGUAUUUAAAAUCGGGCUUUGAUGUAAAUACUCCUGGAACACCUCAGCAGCUAGUAAAUUACAAAGAACAGGUCUCUUCUUUCUUAAAAGAAUACACUGGUAGAUAAAUUAGUUUGGGGAAAAUAUCAAUGGGCACAAUGUUUCUGGAAACAUCCAAUUACUGAAGUGUGAACUCUUGCUGAGAAACUAGAAGGUUGUUCCUUUUUCAGUGUAUUGAAAGCAAUGUAGGAAAAGUUAAUGGACUUGUGGAAGUUGUGUUUUAGCUUCUGAAUACUGCCCUGCAAGUUAAAUACUGUGGCGGAACCUUAAGAGAGCUGUACAUAAACAAAUACCAGCAUUCCUCACGAAAUUUAAAACUAACAUAUCAGGAACACAAAUUAAAAAGGAAAAUUCUAUCGACCAUGUACUCUCUUCUGGUAGAAGCAAACUCCCAGGCCAUACCGCACUUUGCCAUGAGGUGGAUCUUUAAUAUUGAUUGGUGUGAAGAAAAUAGACUUUUAUUUGACAUUUUCUUCUUUGUUCUGUAUUUUCCCUGUUUAUUACAUGUAUAUUGCAUGUAAUGGUUCGGUAGUUUGAAACUACCGAACACCGACCCCCCUCCUGGCUCAUUAACUACAAAGGGAACCAUCAAUUAAGUGCUUCCUGGGCAGCCGCUGUUCGUAUAGCCGAACGCCACGUGGAAUAGAAGACGGCGGCCAUCUUGUUCGCACUAGGGGAGUCAGCGGGACUUGGUCGUCGAGUGUCUGGAACUAAAAUCCGACACUCGACCUCCCGAACCAUCGCUGAAACUACCGAACGCCGGCUUUCUUUACUUCCCGAACAGCCAGGAGAGCGCCAUUCGGUAGUUCUGUGCGAACGGACAAGGGGAGCAAUCGCUCCUAUGAGCCAAGAAGAUCCAUUCGGGACUUUGUUCGGUUUUGUACCUGUUUCUGAAUUGACCGACCGCACACGCUGAAUUCAUGGAACUGUUUUGGGCAGGAGCCGCGUGUGUGGUCGGUAAAAGAUACCCUCCAUACUUUUUAAGAACCCCUGAACCGAUCUGGGUGAAAUUUGGAUAUGUUUGUCCCCCAGAUCGGGGCUAUCAGGGGAUUUGUAAUUUGUGGGGAUAUCUUGUGGGGAAAGGGGUGUUCUAAGUUUUGGGGAAAUUGUGUGCUCUCUGCCUGGAGAUAAUUGGUUAAUCCCUUAACUUAUCUCAAUAUCUCCCAGGCAGAGGGAAGGCGUGUAUUACUGUAAAUCUGUACGUUGAUUGGCUGUUGUCUUUGUUUGCUGUGGGAGGUCCUCUUGCAGGAGGUUUUCUCAUAAAAGCCUGUGUGUUGUCAAUAAAAUUCAUUCCUGUUACACCCUUCACGAAGUCUAGGCUCAUGUUUGGGGUGUAUUCUAUUUGCUGGGAAGAAUCAUCUUGGAACUGCAUUCAUCUAUCCUAUUCCUCUACUCCCUGCUGCAGCUAUAAUCACUUAUGCUCAGCUGUUGGGAAAAGGAACAGAAGACUGCAGCACCAUAACCACUGCAGGUCUUAACAAUUGGGCCCUGGGCAUUAGAUAGGGCCCCCUGUCCCCCACUCCACAACCCCUCUCCCUGACAAUCCUGCUCUCCACUUCCUAACGCAGUAGCUGAACCAUUUUGAAUGGAAGCAUGUUUUUGUAUGGAGUAUGUUUGUGUAAAUGUAGGAGUGCGUUUAUAUGUGUAUUGGUGUUUGAAUGCAAGCAUGCAUCUAUGUGUAGUUUUUUUUUUUUUAAUGCUGGGGUGUGUUUAUACAUAUUUUUGGUGUUUAACACAAAGGUGUGUUUUGUAUGUAUUGUUGACGUUUCAGUGCAGGACUGUGUUUGUAUGUAGUGUUGAAGUUUGAAUGCAGGGGUGUACUUGUGUGUAGUGUUGGCGAUUUGAAUGAUGAGAUGUAUACACAUUUACACAUACACUGCCACACACACACUGUGAUACACAUACACACAGGAACACAUGCAGAUACAGAUGUAAAUACUGACACCGACACUAACACACAUGUAGAUACAGACUGACAAAUACACACAUCAACACAUACAGACACACAGAUACACAACUUGACACACAUACAGAGACAUUUAUACAAACGCUGACACAUAUGGAUACUCAGACACACUGAUGCAUAUGCUGACACACAUGCAGAUACACAGAUAAAAACACUGACUAUAUACAGAUGCAGAUACACACAGUGACAACACACAGAUAAACACAUACAGACACGCAGAUACACAACCUGACACACAUGCAGAUACAGAUACACACAGACCACAUAGAGAAACAUAGAUAUACUAGAUACAGAUAUACACACUGACACACACAGAUAUACAUACUGACAACAUAGAGAUACACACUGACAUAGUGACACACACUGACAGAUGCAUACACACUGACAGACAUACUGACACACACAUAGACAUACUAAGACACACACUGACAUACUGAUAAACAGACAGACAUACUGACACCCUGACAGACAUGCUCACACACAUACAUACUGACACACAGGCACCCUGACAGACAUAAUGACACACACACAAACAUACACUCACAUACUGAUAAACACAGACAGACAUACUGCCAUACUGACAGACAUACUGACACACACAGAAAUGGUGACACAUACCACACACACACACACACAGACACCCUGACAGACAUAUUCACACACAUACUAAGACACACACAGACAUACACACACAAAUACUGACAUACACACACAUGCAAAGUUUAAAUUUUUUAAGCUACCCUCCAUCCCUACCUAAUGGGUUCAGGAGGGUGGCUUCCCUGGGGUCCAGUGACAGGCUUAGGUAGUUGGGAGUGUGAGGCUCUGAAAGCCCCCUUCUGACGGCCUCCUCCUCCUUCUUCCUGCGCGGCUUCACUCUAUCUGGGAGGCAGCUACUCACUCCCAGCCUGCUGCCAUAAAACAAGGGGACCCAAUUGCGCUUUUAAGGGGCCACAGUGCCCGACCGGACCUUCUUAGCGUGGCCUAUGGGGCAAAUAAAACAUGUUUUUGCAGACAGCGGGGCCAAUGGGGUAGCUGCUUUGGGCCCCCCAGGAGUAACUGGGCCCGGGGCAGUUGCCCCGUUUGCCCCGCUUUAAAGACAGCCCUGAGGUGGAUGGAGGAAUUGCAGGUGGAGAUCACUCUGGGUCAGUGGAAAGCAAUUCUCCUAAAAGCACACACAUCUUCUACUAACUUAGGCACACAAGAAAGCAACUACAAAAGCAUUAUGCGAUGGCACUACACACCCGCGAAAAUUCAUAACAUUCACGAUAACGCCCCAGACGAGUGCUGGAGAUGUCACCAACAUAAUGCUCACAUGACACAUAUAUGGUGGAAAUGCCCAGAGAUCUAAAGGUUCUGGAAACGUAUUCAUACAAUGAUCCAGAUGAUCUCCUCCUCAAAAAUCCCUUUCUCUCCUGAAUAUAUCUUACUCUUAGCGCCCAUCCCAAAUAUCAAGGCCAAUACAGCCAAAUUGGUAGCCCACCUACUGACAGCAACGAACCAGCUUAUCCCUGUUCUGUGGAAACAGGUAAAAGUACCCACAAUCCAGGAAUGGAUACAUAGGGUUGAAUUUGUAAGACAAACGGAGAUCACUUUCUCGAUUAGUAAGAGAUACUCCAAGUACGCUCAAUCAUGGGACCCAUGGCGUAACUUUAUCCAAAUGCAAACAACUCCCCAAGAUACUUAUCCCAGAACCUGGGAAAUGCAGGAUAUUAGGCUGGCUUAGUAUAAGUGUCCAGUGGACGAGAUGUCCCACAUACCCAAAAGCAGUAAGAACGGGUGAUAAGGUUAGCAAGUAGAGUUCUGGGAAACUCCAGAGGCUAUCCAACACCAGUCCGGAGGUGACUGAGAGUACUUGUAAAACCCUGGUCCCCUAUUAUCCUUGUCAGACAAUCUAUCACCCGGUACAGUGAUCAUACUGGCCCACUGGCAAUAAUUGCAAGACCGAUAUUAGACCCGUACCAUGACCCGACCUACACGAGCAGAGGCACAUAUAGGUCACAAGUUAUCUUAUACCUCACAAGGAAUGCCACGAAUAUGGCAGCCCAAAUUAACACUACAUUUGUAGAUAGCGCCCCCACGGCUAGGAAGCCCAUGCACAUAAGCCAAGGUAGCCUAAACACAGGCACAGGACUAUGCUGCUAAGAUGGGCCCAAGUAAGCAAGAUAUAUCAUGACAACCACAGAAGCAAAUGCAUACAUAUAUGGCUUAUAGUGUAAUAAUGAUAAAUUUGAUGUCACACAUUGUGAACCAAACUAUAUAUUUUCCCUCUGAACCCCCCACCUAUCGCAUUUCAUCUUACUGUAUCGUUUUAAGAAAAAUAAAAUGAUUAAAAAAAAAAAAUACCAGCAAACCUCAAUGAACUGGAGCAACAUUGCAAAAAAGACACAAUUUGAGAGACUGAUAAAGUCAUAGAGAAAAUGAUUAAUUUAAGUUAUUGCUGCUAAAGGUUGUUCUACAAGCUAUUGAAUCAUCCGGCGUACUCCGUUUUUCACACAUGGCUUCUCCUUGUUUUUUUAAUUUUGUUAAUAAAUCAUGACACAGUGUAAUAUAUCGUGUGUUGUUGAUCUGAGGUUGUAUUUACCUUUUAAGAGCAGUUAAGGAACAGAUGAUUGUUAUUAUGGUUGAACUUUCAAGGUUGUUCUUUCUCUUUCCUGUGACUGUAUAUAUCAAGUACAUGUGUAGAUUAUUAUAACUUCAUGUUCCAGAUCACGCUUGGCAUUUACUACUACUUGGCCUAAUUUGUUUUCCCAUUCUUUAUUUAAUAUCAGACAGUGGGUGAUACUAAAUUAAAUUAAACCGGCCUUCUCUAACAUCAGGAUAGGGUGCAAUAAUUAGCUUGUAACACUAUUAAUCAGUACACAAUCUAUCACUUGUCGUAAACACAAUGGGCUAUGUCCCAGUGGCAGUGGUGUAUCCUGGUUUUGUGCUGCUCUAUGCAGAAUCUCCAAGGAUUUGGGGAAGGAUAUUCAUUUUGAGUGUAUUCUGCCCAAACAUGAGAUCAGUUUAUGCCAUCUAUCAUUGCUACUUGGCCUUAUUUGUACUUUUUAGAAAUCUUUCUGUGAAACAUUGAAAACUAAUCAUGCUAUAUAUUGGUUAUUACCCACACAUAGAUGGUCAAACUGAAAGACCUAAUCCAAGUUUGACAUUAACUUUACACAUUUUUACCAUUCGUCAUUCUCAUGCCAAGAAUUCUGUUGCCAAGGGUAAUUCGUUUAUCCUUUUUAAAAAGUGCAGAGGGCACAUGUGGAAGUAAAACAUUGCAAGCUGCAAGCAAGCAGUACAUGUCAUAAGCAUAUCAUAUGUUGGAUCUACAAUAAAGAUUACUCAUGGUAAUAACAACGAGCAUCCACUAACAGCAGAACAAGGAAAGGCCUGAAAAAUAGAGGUGUCUGUGUUUUCUAUAUAUGCUUCUAAUUGAUUGCUGCCUAUCCUUACACAGAUUCUCAGAAACCUGGUCGAUGAUGGGUUUCACCAUAGCAAAGUUGGAGUGAGUGACCUGGGCAGACUGCAUGCUUUCCACUUAGGCAAGGAGUGAGGGGGGAACAAGAAAAUGAAAUAUCUAUAAAUAAAAAUAACUGAUAACCAUUUGAUGUUGUCUUUUUUCUAAAAUCUUAUUUCAGCCCCCAAAAAAGCCAGCGAGGGCACUGUGCAGACUGAGCUCCGCAGGGCGGGGAAAGGCUUAUAAAGCCUUCCUACGCCUUGCAAUUUGACUUAGAGCACUCUGAUUGGUUGAUUUCAAGCCAACCAAUCAGAGUGCUCUGACAGGUAAAUGAAGAGACAGACAGGUAAGUCUCUACAUUUACCUGUCACAGCACUCAGAUUGGCUUGAAAUACAACCAAUCAGAGUGCUCUGUGUCAUUUUACACAGCGUGGGAAAGUUCUUUGGAAUUUUUGCAUGCUGUGUAAUUUGACUCAAACUUGUGAUUGGUUGCUUUUCAAAUUUCUAAAAAGCAAAAGCAUGUGGGCUAUACUAAAUAAUAAUUUUAAAAAAGCCAAUUUCAAUAAGAUCAGGGCAGCUCUACAACAUAUCGAUUGGCAUAAACUCCUUAGUGAAAAAAACCACUGAGAAUAAAUGGAAGCUCUUCAAACAAAUAUUAUAAAUGUACAUUUCUCAGUAUGUACCAUUGGGUAAAAAAUAUAAAAGAAACAAAUUGAAACCAAUAUGGCUUAGUAGAGAAGCAAAACAAGGGAUUAAUAAUAAGAAAAUAGCAUUUAAAGCAUUCAAAUCAGAGGCAUCCUAUAUAAGAUAUAAGGAAGCCAAUAAUGCUUGCAAAAAGGCAAUUAAAGUGACUAAACUAGAAAAUGAGAAAUGGAUAGCCAAAGAAUGCAAAACCGCCCCCCAAAUUUUUUUCAAGUACAUCAAUUCUAAAAAAAAAACAAAAAAUGAAAGUGUAGGUACACUGGAAACAGAGAUGGGUCUGUUAAUGAAGACCAGGAAAAGGCAGAAAUUUUAAAUAACUUUUCUUCAGUGUAUAUUAAUGAGGAUCCCAUGGCAAGAUAUAUGCAAAUGAUUGCUGCAAAAAACUUGCAGAUAAUUUGUGAUUGGUUGAAUCGAGACAAGGUGCUACAGCAGUUAAAGAAAAUUAAUGUAAAUAAUGCUCUGGGGCCUGACUGUAUUCACCCAGAAGUCUUAAUCUUUCAAGAUUCUUUUAUUUCAGGUAUUGUACCGGAGGAUUGGAGGAAGGCAGGUGUCGUUCCUAUAUUUAAAAAGGGUUUAAAAUCCUUGCCUGGAAAUUAUAGACCUGUGAGCUUAACUUCUGUGACUGGGAAGAUAUUUGAAGGGCUAUUAAGGGAUAAUAUUCAGGAAUUAAUUUGAAAGAACUUUAUUUGCAAUAAUCAGCAUGCUUUUGUCUAAAUGACAGGACGUUAGGUAAUACGGACAGGAAGCAUGCGAGAUCACGGAGGCAAGGUAAGACUUGUGGGAAAAUUUCUCUGACCACAGGAAACGGAGCACACUUUGCUCCUCUGCUGGUCAGAGAUGGUCAGGUGUAGGAAACCUUCAUAAGACAAAAUAGCCCCUACUUUAUGUUUUAAAGAAAACUAGAGCAGACAGGAAGAAAUGAAGAACAGAUCCGGACAGAGGGAGAGAAGAGGAAUCGAUUGGGGAAAGGUAAGUUCGGCAUGACAGUAUCGCUUUAAUAACAGGUCCAUAGGUUAUUGACACUUGCAGAAGCCUAGUUGUAUCAGUUUUGCCUCCAGCCUGAGGCUUGUCCUGCAGACCAUAUUCUUAUAUGAAAUUUGGAUAAAACCUUGUGAACAACCUCUAAAUGGCUCACAGAGGAUAUAGAAAUAGGACAUUAAGGCACCUAGACAAGUUUACUUUAUUCUGAAAAUAAUACCAUAACUUAAUUCGAUUUACAUGGUACUCACAGAUGCUUUGCUCAUGAACAAUUCUACAUUUUAUAAAUACCAUGCAUUCAGAAAGUAUCUAGGCCACCACAUUUUUCAAAUUUUUUUAAAAGUUAAAAUUUCUGCCUCAUGCUACAAUAGCCUAAAUUUGUAUUUUUUUCAUAUCAAUCUACAGUCAGUGCCCCAUAAUGACAAAGCAAAAAACAGAUAUUUGAAAACUUUGCACAUAUGUUAAAAAGAAAAAACUGAAAUAUCACAUUGAUGGCCACAGCCAUCAGGGAACACCAUUCCAUGAAUGGGUGUAUGUGGUCUGCAUAAAUCUCUAGGUAGGUGGUACUUGUCAAAGUAACAUCCAUAUGAAUGGCAGGACCCAAUGUUUCCCAGCAAAACAUUUCCCAGAAGAUAACACUGCCUCUGAAGGCCUGCCUUCUUCCCAUAGUGCAUUCUGCUGCCAUCUCUUCCCCGUGUAAAGGACGCACUUGGUCAUCCACCUGAUCUUAAUAAAACGUAAGUCAUCAGACCAGCAACCUUCUUCCGUUGCUCCAUGGUCCACUUUUAAAGUCACAUCCCAAUUGAAGUUGUUUUUGGUAUUGGACAGAGGUCAUCAUGGGCACUUUGACCAGUCAUGGCUACACAGCCCCAUAUGUAGCAAACUGUGAUUUUCUGUGUGUUUUGACACUACAAAAGAUGAGUGAAUAAGGUGGCGCAAAAUCAAUUAAAGAGUGCACGUAUUCCAACCCUUGUAAAAAUUCCCAAUUGAUACGUGCUGCAAUGAUACAGAAGCAUGGUAAAAAAAAUCCACAAUAACAAACAGUAAUAAAUGGUGCGCAUAAAUAAAUGAAAAAUUAUACACCACAAAAUUCCAUUGAAAAAUGUCGACAAAUUCCUUAAAAGCAAUGAAUCUAUAUCAUGCAUAUAAAUAUAAAAAUAAAUAAUUUCAAGAAAAAAAUGCAAAAGUGACAACAAUAUCUCUCAGGCAUCUAUAAUUGCAGCAAUCAAAACAUUUCAGUGCAAAAAACAAUUCAUGUGCAAAAAAUCACCAUAAAAUGUGUACAAGUAAUUUUACAGCAACGAAGGAGCACAUCCAAUAUACGCACAAUUUCCCUUAUGUUGAUCCCGUGGAUCUAUAAAUACAAAUUAGAAAAACUCCCAGUGCAACACUGUUAAAUAGAUAGCGUAAGCUGUCAGCUAAUGUUGUGGCUGAUCAGUGUACAUAGUACCAUUUUUUUGACUGCAAUAUUUACAUUGCAGGGUUAAACACACACUGCUAGUGGCUGUCUUCCUGGCGGCCACUAGAGGUGCUUAAACGCAGCUUAUGGGAAAACAUUUAAUUCACAGGUAAUAGAUGUUAACAUUAGUAGUGAAUAAUUGUCUACAAAUACCUUUAAAAGCCGAUGAUGUGAAAACUGUUUGUGUUGUCUGUGAAAACAAUCACAACGUUAUAAGGGUGCUGAGCUUCCUGUGUGCACAUGUGUAAACAUUUAGCAUGUGAACAGGAGGGUUUUUAAAUGUUUUCCUGUAAAUGUUGACAGUGCUGUGAUUUAGGGUUAAUUAUGAAGGUUUCUUCAUACCCGUUAAAAGCACGGGUGUUCAAAGUGUAUUCACAAAGUGCUGUAACUUCAUACCCACCUCAGUCUUGCUCUUACAGCUGUUUUACAAAGGUCUCCGCAAAUAAUGGUGAAAGCGCUAUUAUGCGUUUAUUGGAGAGGGCAGUGUUUCACUAAGAAUCAUUGACAGACUGCUGAAAUCCAUUAACUCAAUUAUCUGUUGUGGUGAAGUAUUUGAAUGUUCAGAUCAAGGCAGUUUAGAUGCUGCAUUGAAUGCUACUUUCGAAGUCCUCUUUUGGCACUCUAAUGACAAACAUCAUGGAACAUCAAAUGGGUAAUCAAUCAUAAAACAUUAUAGUCUUUGUGAAUCUUGUUAAUGCAGAACUGCCUUUGAUCACAUUUAUGGACUAUAAACAUUGCUCAGUUUUCAGUUUGGGAGGAUCUAAAAUUAGUUUGAAUCAAAAUGUCACUAGUGUAAACUGUAACAAAAUAUUGGAUCACCAUGUAAACCAAUGAAAACAGAAAUAGUCCAUUAGUUUCUAUGGUGAUUUCUCUACUUUUAUAACUGUGGUUCACUUUUUAUUUUAAAAAGGAAUUGACCUCUUUGUCUUCUGAAUGGAUAAUUAUUGCUUUAACACUUUUCCCAAAGCAGUCUUGCCAAAACCCUUUAAGCGUUUUGAUUUAUUUCUCAUUUUAUAUUAUUUUAAUAACAAGGUGCGCAACAGAUGUAUACUUAUGUGAAAGGAAUAUAUUGAGGAUAAAUCAAACCAGGUGUUGAAGCUCCUUUUAGUAAAGGGACACAGUUGUGUUUUUUGAGGAAAUGGUGAUUGUUUAUUUGGCAGGCUACUGUUUGGACAAAAUUGCAUUUCACACUUACAAAUUGAUUCUUGAGUAGCUUACACUACUUUGUUUGGUGUCCAGAAGAUUAAAGAGCGUUAUUACUGUUGAUGAUGUAUAAGGAGAACUGCUAUUUUCUCACAGAAGGAUAGUUUAGGAAGAAUAACAAGGAUGUGAUGGACUGGUUAUGUACGCGUGAAAACCAAACUAAUAUUGCUCAUUGAUCUUUUGCAGUUUUGUGUCUUAACACACCGUGGUAAUUAACAAAAAAAAAAAAAAAAAAAGUUUGAAAAAGCCCAAGAAUUCUGAAUAUUGUGAAGAAAGGUUUUGGAGUAAUAUUGUAACUUUUAUAGUUUAUAUAGAGUUGCACUUCAUUGCCUUUAAAGUAUUUUUUUGCAGACUUGAUUUCAUUCUAUUGAUUUACCUAUUAACAAUAUUCAAAUGUAGCUUUGUUAAAUUUGUCUGAAAGCCACCACAACUAAAACUUGUAACAUUUGUAGCUCAUAAGAGCUUAACAAUAUUAACUAAAACAGACGCAUGGCAAGCUAUUCUAGAAAUGUAUUUAAUAUUGUAUUCUGCUUUUCAAAAUUUUUUUAGGAAGAGCAUUUAUAUGGAAAUAUUGAAUAAAAAAAAGCUAUAAGGAACAAAAUAAUAUGAAGUAGAACUGAAUUUUUUUAUGAGCUCCUAAACGGAGAAAUAUAAAAAAUCUCCAGUCCAAUAAUUACUUAAAGCUGGUAACGGAGAGCGUUUGUCAGAUAGUAUAGUGCAAUUUCCAAGGAGAAACAGACCUUUCCUGGUUUUUAAUGUAGAACAAAUAUAUAUAUAUUAAACAUUUUUACACUAGUAAUUAUAUAUAUAUAUAAAACACACUAUAUGGACAAAAGUAUUAAGACCCUUGACCAUUACACCAACAGGUACUUUUAUGACAUUGCAUAGACAUUGAUAUGAAGUUGGUCCCCCUUUGCAGCUAUAACAACUUCAACCCAUCUGGGAAGGCUUUCCACAAGAUUUUGGAGCAUUUCUCUGAGAAUUUUUGCUCAUUCAUCCAGUAAAGCAAUUGUUAGGUCAGGCACUAAUGUUGGACUAGAAAGUCUGGCUCGCAAUCUCUGUUCCAGUACAUCUCAAAAGUGUAUUAUGGGAUUGAGCUCAGGACUCUCUGUGGGCCAGUCAAGUUCUUCCACACCAAACUCAUCCAACCAUGUUUUUAUGGACCUUGCUUUGUGCACUGGAGCACAGUCAUGCAUGGCUAGGUGCUUGAUUGUAAACACCUGUGGAAUGGGUGUAAUUGAAACAAUCUACUAAUACUUUUGUCCAUAUAGUGUAUAUACAUUCAUACAGGAAAUACAAAUUUCCACUCGCUAUUGGUGAGUGGAAAUGUAGCCCUGGAGCGUUGCAAUUCAUUCCUGGUAGGUAUAUAUUAUGACUUGCAUUGGUGAAUGACUAUUAAAGCCCGGCUAGUAGCAUAAAACAUCAAAUUUUAAGUACUUUUGAUGUAUGGGUCUGUAUAUAAAUAUAGGUAGAUAUAUAAGAUAUAUUACUUUGAGGAAAGCAAACCGAUAACCUGACCACUACUCAGCUGUGCUUGCCAGGUUCUGAGCUAUUCUUUCCACAGGUUUAUUAGUUUUACAGGGUUAUUCAGUAGAGUGAAAAAUCUAAUAAAAUUUCAAAUGAAGUCCAAAGUAGCUUAACUGAAAGCAUUGACUGACUUAGAGAUUUAUUUUUUGAGUUUAGCUAUUUUGACCUUAAAUUUGAAUCACUUUGAAUUCUCACAUUAGUGAAUAACUUUGCUAACUUCCCUAUUAAGCUUUUUGCUCAGGUUAUGGUGGAACAAUUAUCAUUGCAGCUUAUGUGAUCACUGACCUACCCUGCUCUGUGACCGUGCUCCUUCCACUUGCCUGUAAAAUGCCUUCAAUCAGUGAGCACUGCAGAGGAAAUUUUACUGAUCUAUCCAAUCAGCCCAAAGAGUUUCAGAUACCCAUAAACACUUUUUCUGAUGAUAACUAAUUUUCUUAUCACUUUGGUUAGACUGGGCAUUGUCAUCACAUCACAUGGAUUGAAAGUAAUAUUAGGGACAUCUGUGGUUGGGUGGACCUAUAUGCUUAGAUUCACAUGUUCGAGCAGUAUCACUUCCUCCAUUCAAAGAUAAAGUGUGAGAUUAUACAUACUAGGAGUGAUGCAGAUGGUAAUUCUAUACUUAUUCUAUUGGAUUUUUUAACUGUGGAGAAUUUGUAUAUUUGUUUUUAUUUUUGAAGCUCUUUACAGAGAAUGUGUUAUCUAUAUUUAAUAUCCACUGAAAUAAAUGAUUUGUCUUCACAGAGUAUUGUCACAGUCACAUUUGAAAUUGAUGGAAAUGUGAAUGAGGAAAAAUUAAACUUAUUCAUUCAGGUAACAUGGGAUAUAUUUAUUUUAUGUAGGGUGCCUUCCUCUUGUACUUUUCAUGUGAGUUCUAAAUAAUAUAUUUACUGCUUUUUAGGAUCUGCUUUGGGAAAAAAAUAUAAAAGACAGUAGUGGCAACACCAUGGAGGUCAUACGAUUAAAGGUAUAGUAUAAAAACAUGUUAUAAAUUGCUGUCUGUUCAGCAUUCCAUAACCGGCUUUGAAUAAGGGAUCUAUGAUGGUUAUGUGUGAACAGCAGAUCUAAUAUUGUUUUAAAAGCAAAGCAAUUGCUGUAGAAACAAACAGAAUGUUCCUGUUGAUUGCUGAACUUGAAAUGAUCACUUUGGGCACCAACUUAAUUGGAAAGAAAUUGAUACGAUGCAAGGAGGUCCACGGGGAACCGGCUUAUCUCAAAGGAUUAAACCAUUUACAAAGUGUUGAGUCCGGUGCCUCGCUGCUUUGCCCACGAACAUCUGCUGUAGUCUGAGGCUUGAAUCGGAAAGCCUUGGAUAGGGGCACCGUUGAUAGAUUUAGAGCAUCAGCUGACUCUCUAAGUCUUUCGAUAUCUCCCCAAGUUCUCAAGCUGUUCAGUGAAUGGGGUACUUUUGAUAGCAUCAGCUGAUGGUCUCAGCCUAUUAGUGGAGCUUCUAUCUGAGGCAUCCUGAAUGACUGUGUUGGAUGUUCGUGGGCAGAGUGAUCGGGCAGCAGAUGCAACACAUUGUGGUUAAACAAUUUAUUAAUGGGACCUCAUCACACCAUAACAACUUAAUUCCAUUGAAGUUAUGGUGCCCAGAGUUUCCAUUUAAAGGGACACUAUAGGCACUCAUUGAAGUGGUAUGGGUGAAGUUCCCCUGUCCCUUUAACCCUGCAAUGUAAGACUUUGCAUUUUCAGAGAAACUGCUAUAUUUAUGUUCACGGUUAAGACAACCUCUAGUGUCUUCCAGACAGCCAUUAGAGUUGCUUUCUGGCUUCUAACAGAGUUUUAACUCUGUAAAACGAUGUUGGGCGUCCUCAUCUUUUGCAUGAGGAUUUUCAGCGUCUUCAAAUUCCCACUAGGUAAACGUUGAUUCAGUGCUUGCCUAGUGGGAAGGUCUAAUGUAUGCAUGCCCAUUACGUCUUCCGUUGGUGUGAUGUCGCGGGUGAAGGACACUGAGCCAGAACCUUGGAACCAUGGUGCUGGAGUUAAGGUAAGUGCAAAGGGUUUUUCACUCUUUCAUGCUUUUGUUGGGGGUAGUUAGGAACAAGGGCAUACUAUAUAUAGCAUGAGGAAUACAGGUUUUUUUUUUUUUAUUAUUCCUAAUGCUAUAGUGUUCCCAUCCCAUUGUACAACAUUUUGUACAUUUCUGUCUUCUUUAUGCUCUCUCCAACAGGGAUUGGUCUCUGUCAAAGAUAAAGCUCAUCAAGUGAUUGUACAAGGUGUUCAUGAGUUAUAUGACCUUGAGGAAACACCAGUGAGCUGGCAAGAGGACUCUCAAAGACUGAACCGAAUGGUGUUUAUAGGUAAAAUUCUGCAUAGCCAUGCUUAAAGAUGACGAGGGUCCAUCAUUAAGGUUCACAGUAUACAACCAAAUCUGACAUAUAUGAUUACAUUUUAUUCUGACUUUUUAAGUUACGAGUGUCAAAAAAAAAAAAAAAUGCUAAAUGUAAUACUGAAUAUUUGAUUACAUUGUAUUAUCCAGAAACCUUUCAAAAUUUUAUCUGUAAAAUAUAGUAUUUUUUUUGUAAUGUUUUUAUUCAAGAAUAUCUUGAAUAUAUCUUGAUUUCUCCCUUGCUGGUUGAGGUUUGUCAAUGUUUCACGAAUGCCAGCAUCAUGUAUUCUUUCUUAUUACCAAUGCGGGAAUGAUGGUUAGAAAAAAUAUAUAUAUUUAAAGGCACUUUAGUUGUUAGAUUUGUCAUCAUAAGUUUAUUUUAUCUGUAACAAACUAAUCAGGUUCCCUCUAUAGAAUGUAUAGGUUUUUGGUCUUAAUUCUACAACAGCGUGUGAAGUAGAUUUUUCUUUAGUAGAUUGAAUUCAUGGUGCCAUAGUUACAUUGCUGGUCGUCAGUAUGACAGCUCUGCAUAAAUAAUUAUAGGCUGUAGAACAGGUCUGUAAAAAUAAAAUAAUUGUGUAUUGCGCUAGAACUUACAAGUGAAAUAUGUAAAUCAUUCCCAGUUUCAUAAUUUCUUACUUUGAGUUUAGAACAAAGCACUAUAUACACAUUUAUAGCUGCAUGUUACAGUCAAAAUUAUUUACACAUCACCAACAUAUUUAGCUGCACAAGAGGUAAAGAAGACAAACAUUUCAUCCUAACAAAACACACAUAUAUAUAUAUAUAUUCUACUUGCUGAUUCACAUAUUAGAGUUGUAAGAUAUUUGUAAUUAUUUGUAAUCUUGACAAAUGUACUUAAUAAUUUUUAAGUCCUGUAUAUUUCAGAUUUUCACCUGUGAGAUUAAAAUGUGUCCUUUUUGAUUCCCAGGUAGACACUUGGAUAAGGAUAUCCUGAGAGAGCUCUUCUUAGCAACAGUAAAUGUGUGAAUGUUUCACAAGCAUGCCACCCCUGGAUUGAAUAAACGGAUUACUGGCAAUAAAAUAAUGGAUGUAGUUCUUCAUCCCUCAGUCAUGUUUCAUGAAUACACUUGAUCUUUGUUAUUGUGUAAAUAAAUUACAAUUAAAUAAACAGGUUAUUGUUUAUGCCUUAGAAUCUCAGAAAGAUUGCUUUGUCAACAAAGUUCAACUAUGACAACAUUUGUAGGGGGGACUUGUAUACACCCAAUGGAUGUGAAAUGACAUAUGUACAGAAUGUUAAAGGGACAAUCUAAAGCACCAAAACAGAGGUUUUUUUAAAAAACACAUUUAUUUUAGUUUAAAGACACGUAACUAUGAGUUUUAUUGCUUUGGAGCUCUGUUAUAUACUUAGACACACAAACAAUAUUGAGCUCCUAGAACAGAAGAAUUUGGGCCCAAAUUCUCCCUCCUAAAUAAAUAGAAAUAAAAGUGAUUUAACUUCUAAAUGGCAGAGCGACUACAAGAGCAUGAUCUCUACACUAAAACUGCUUCAUUAAGCUAAAGUUAUUUUAGUUAUUAUAUUAUACUUUUUAAAGAGUGCAAGAAAUACAGCCAACUAGCUAACAUCUAGCUUUAAUAGCUUUCACUGGUUGUCUUAGUGCUGCUGAGUAGAGAACAAGUCUGAAAUUAUUUUGGAUAUAACAUUAGGUGGAUACUACCAAUGUUCCAGCCAGAUUUAGGUUUGUGAGCAGUUUUCAUAUAAUGUGGUGUUUGCACGCUUUUUAAAAUUUGUGGUAUUAUAUGUAUUGCUCACAAUUUAGGUUUGAGUGAAUUACUUAAAAAAUGAAAGCAAUUUACAAUUAUUUUCUUGAAAAGCGCAUUGUAUGUGGCUUAACUGUGAGAAAUAAAUUGGCAAAAAUCUAUAAAAUGCCAUAUAUGUAUUUUCUGCAAUAAAGUUAACAUAUACCGGGUUAUCCACUAGAAUGAGAAUUUAAUGAUUUCUAUGUGAAUUCCAAAUUUAAGGUUAAAAUAGCCAAACUGGAAAAUUUGUCUAAAUUUGAAAUUCAAAUGAAAUACUCACAUUAGAAUAAAUCUGCAGUGUAUGAUGAUAUUGUUAGUAAGAUUUACUUUUUUUUAAAAAUUUUGCUGC
Messenger RNA from Pelobates cultripes (western spadefoot toad), 71393 nucleotides. NCBI's taxonomy places the organism in Eukaryota, Metazoa, Chordata, Amphibia, Anura, Pelobatidae. The record is from the annotation of a GenBank genome assembly.